This is a messenger RNA of Pelobates cultripes (western spadefoot toad), 79856 nucleotides long. Lineage: Eukaryota; Metazoa; Chordata; Amphibia; Anura; Pelobatidae. The record is from the annotation of a GenBank genome assembly.
UGCCAGGCUGCACACUGCCCCUCCUCUCUCCAGAUGAAGCAAUUACUGUCUGAGCAGAGGAAAAGGAUGGAGGGGGCUGCCAGGUGAGGAGGAGGAGGACAGCCUGAGUGUCUCUCCAUGCCCCACCACCUAGUCCACUGCUGCUGGGGGGCCCACUGAGGGGCUUUCAGGAACACCCAGCCCAGGGCUUGCCAGAAAGAUCUGCCCUCUCCAUCCUGGUGUUACUGGACCUCUCUAUCUGCUGACCUAAUGCUUUGCUCCCACACCAGGCUGCUAACAGGAAGAUGCCAGCUAGAAGCCCAAGGAUAGAGAAGUAAGUGUGUGACCCCAUCUCCCUCCCAGGGGGGCUGCCUUGCUGUGGCCCCAAAUGUUGGGAGCCAGGGAUGUGCUGGUAGCUGGAUUUGCAGGGAUGGUGGAGAAGCUUUACUGCAGUGCAGCAAACGGCGAGCAGCUCCCCAGGAUGAUGUCAUCUCCACCCAUGGGUGGCACGGCUGGCUGGGAGGGAGUAUGGCAGACUGAGGGUUGUGGGAGUUGCAAUCCAGCCACAUCUGGAAAGAAUGACGGGCAGGCUGGAUUUGCUCGCUAGUUGUAUUAAUGCCAUGCAUGUAGAGCUUUCUUAACCCUGUGGUGGCUGGGGAGAAUCCUUGCUUGGAUUUUGGAAGGGGGUGGGGGAAGUGUGCAGGUGUUUUUUUUGUUUUGUUUUUUUUUCUGCUGAGCCGAAGAGCUCACUAUCGAUUGGCAGGGAAUAUGCAAUGCAAGUCCCAAUCGUUUGCUGUUUUAGACAUUUUAGGCUCUGUAUAUCCUGUGUGUUUGUUGUUUGUAUCGAUAUAUUAGCAGUUAUUCACCUAUGUAGAUCAGAGCUCCCAGAAACACCAUAUCCACAAUGUAUGAUCUGAGCUGAUUAAACCUUAUACGGAAUCCCUGUCCGUCUGUCAGUGAUACAGAUUUCACAUGGUACCAAUAUAUCAUGUCUGCAGAUAUAUUGUAACAUUAUAUCCUACAGAUAGCCAUUAACAUUAACAUUAUAUCUACAGAUAGCCAUUAACAUUAUAUCCUACAGAUAGCCCAUAACAUUAACAUGAUAUCCUACAGAUAGCCCAUAACAUUAACAUUAUAUCUACAGAUAGCCCAUAGUAUUAACAUGAUAUCCUACAGAUAGCCCAUAGUAUUAACAUGAUAUCCUACAGAUAGCCCAUAGAUAGCCCAUUUAACAUGAUAUCCUACAGAUAGCCCAUAGUAUUAACAUGAUAUCCUACAGAUAGCCCGUAAUAUUAACAUUAUAUCCUACAGAUAGCCCAUAGUAUUAACAUGAUAUCAUACAGAUAGCCCAUAGUAUUAACAUUAUAUCUACAGAUAGCCCAUAGUAUUAACAUGAUAUCCUACAGAUAGCCCAUAGUAUUAACAUGAUAUCUACAGAUAGCCCAUAGUAUUAACAUUAUAUCUACAGAUAGCCCGUAGUAUUAACAUGAUAUCCUACAGAUAGCCCAUAGUAUUAACAUGAUAUCCUACAGAUAGCCCAUAGUAUUAACAUGAUAUCCUACAGAUAGCCCGUAAUAUUAACAUUAUAUCCUACAGAUAGCCCAUAGUAUUAACAUGAUAUCCUACAGAUAGCCCAUAGUAUUAACAUUAUAUCUACAGGUAGCCCAUAGUAUUAACAUUAUAUCUACAGAUAGCCCAUAGUAUUAACAUUAUAUCUACAGAUAGCCCAUAGUAUUAACAUUAUAUCCUACAGAUAGCCCAUAGUAUUAACAUUAUAUCCUACAGAUAGCCCAUAGUAUUAACAUUAUAUCUACAGGUAGCCCAUAGUAUUAACAUUAUAUCUACAGAUAGCCCAUAGUAUUAACAUUAUAUCUACAGAUAGCCCGUAGUAUUACCAUUAUAUCCUACAGAUAGCCCAUAGUAUUAACAUGAUAUCCUACAGAUAGCCCAUAGUAUUAACAUUAUAUCCUACAGAUAGCCCAUAGUAUUAACAUUAUAUCCUACAGAUAGCCCAUAGUAUUAACAUUAUAUCUACAGAUAGCCCGUAGUAUUAACAUGAUAUCUACAGGUAGCCCAUAGUAUUAACAUUAUAUCUACAGAUAGUCCAUAGUAUUAACAUUAUAUCCUACAGAUAGCCCAUAGUAUUAACAUUAUAUCCUACAUAUAGCCCAUAGUAUUAACAUUAUAUCUACAGAUAGCCCGUAGUAUUAACAUUAUAUCCUACAGAUAGCCCAUAGUAUUAACAUUAUAUCUACAGAUAGCCCAUAGUAUUAACAUUAUAUCUACAGAUAGCCCGUAGUAUUAACAUGAUAUCUACAGGUAGCCCAUAGUAUUAACAUUAUAUCCUACAGAUAGCCCAUAGUAUUAACAUUAUAUCCUACAGAUAGCCCGUAGUAUUAACAUGAUAUCAUACAGAUAGCCCAUAGUAUUAACAUGAUAUCCUACAGGUAGCCCAUAGUAUUAACAUUAUAUCUACAGAUAGCCCAUAGUAUUAACAUUAUAUCUACAGAUAGCCCGUAGUAUUAACAUGAUAUCUACAGAUAGCCCAUAGUAUUAACAUUAUAUCCUACAUAUAGCCCAUAGUAUUAACAUUAUAUCCUACAGAUAGCCCAUAGUAUUAACAUGAUAUCCUACAGAUAGCCCAUAGUAUUAACAUGAUAUCCUACAGAUAGCCCAUAGUAUUAACAUUAUAUCCUACAGAUAGCCCAUAGUAUUAACAUUAUAUCCUACAGAUAGCCCAUAGUAUUAACAUUAUAUCCUACAGAUAGCCCAUAGUAUUAACAUGAUAUCCUACAGAUAGCCCAUAGUAUUAACAUUAUAUCCUACAGAUAGCCCGUAAUAUUAACAUUAUAUCCUACAGAUAGCCCAUAGUAUUAACAUGAUAUCCUACAGAUAGCCCAUAGUAUUAACAUUAUAUCCUACAGAUAGCCCAUAGUAUUAACAUUAUAUCCUACAGAUAGCCCAUAGUAUUAACAUUAUAUCUACAGGUAGCCCAUAGUAUUAACAUUAUAUCUACAGAUAGCCCAUAGUAUUAACAUUAUAUCUACAGAUAGCCCAUAGUAUUAACAUUAUAUCCUACAGAUAGCCCAUAGUAUUAACAUUAUAUCCUACAUAUAGCCCAUAGUAUUAACAUUAUAUCUACAGAUAGCCCGUAGUAUUAACAUUAUAUCCUACAGAUAGCCCAUAGUAUUAACAUUAUAUCUACAGAUAGCCCAUAGUAUUAACAUUAUAUCCUACAGAUAGCCCAUAGUAUUAACAUUAUAUCCUACAUAUAGCCCAUAGUAUUAACAUUAUAUCUACAGAUAGCCCGUAGUAUUAACAUUAUAUCCUACAGAUAGCCCAUAGUAUUAACAUUAUAUCUACAGAUAGCCCAUAGUAUUAACAUUAUAUCUACAGAUAGCCCGUAGUAUUAACAUGAUAUCUACAGGUAGCCCAUAGUAUUAACAUUAUAUCCUACAGAUAGCCCAUAGUAUUAACAUUAUAUCCUACAGAUAGCCCGUAGUAUUAACAUGAUAUCAUACAGAUAGCCCAUAGUAUUAACAUGAUAUCCUACAGAUAGCCCAUAGUAUUAACAUUAUAUCCUACAGAUAGCCCAUAGUAUUAACAUUAUAUCUACAGAUAGCCCAUAGUAUUAACAUUAUAUCUACAGAUAGCCCGUAGUAUUAACAUGAUAUCUACAGAUAGCCCAUAGUAUUAACAUUAUAUCCUACAGAUAGCCCAUAGUAUUAACAUUAUAUCUACAGAUAGCCCAUAGUAUUAACAUUAUAUCUACAGAUAGCCCAUAGUAUUAACAUGAUAUCCUACAGAUAGCCCAUAGUAUUAACAUUAUAUCUACAGAUAGCCCGUAGUAUUAACAUGAUAUCUACAGAUAGCCCAUAGUAUUAACAUUAUAUCUACAGAUAGCCCAUAGUAUUAACAUCAUAUCCUACAGAUAGCCCAUAACAUUAACAUUAUAUCUACAGAUAGUCCAUAGUAUUAACAUUAUAUCCUACAGAUAGCCCAUAGUAUUAACAUGAUAUCCUACAGAUAGCCCAUAGUAUUAACAUUAUAUCCUACAGAUAGCCCGUAGUAUUAACAUGAUAUCUACAGAUAGCCCAUAGUAUUAACAUGAUAUCAUACAGAUAGCCCAUAGUAUUAACAUGAUAUCCUACAGAUAGCCCAUAGUAUUAACAUUAUAUCUACGGAUAGCCCAUAGUAUUCACAUUAUAUUUACAGAUAGCCCAUAGUAUUAACAUUAUAUCCCACAGAUAGCUUAUAGUAUUAACAUUAUAUCCUACAGAUAGCCCAUAGUAUUAACAUUAUAUCCUACAGAUAGCCCAUAGUAUUAACAUUAUAUCAUACAGAUAGCCCAUAGAAUUAACAUUAUAUCUACAGGUAGCCCAUAGUAUUAACAUUAUAACUACAGCUAGCCCAUAGUAUUAACAUUAUAUCCUACAGAUAGCUUAUAGUAUUAACAUUAUAUCCUACAGAUAGCCCAUUACAUUAACAUUAUAUCCUACAGAUAGCCCGUAAUAUUAACAUUAUAUCCUACAGAUAGCUUAUAGUAUUAACAUUAUAUCAUACAGAUAGCCCAUUACAUUAACAUUAUAUCCUACAGAUAGCCCAAAGUAUUAACAUUAUAUCCUACAGAUAGCUUAUAGUAUUAACAUUAUAUCAUACAGCUAGCCCAUAGUAUUAACAUUAUAUCUACAGAUAGCCCAUAGUAUUUACAUCAUAUCCUACAGAGAGCCCAUAGUACUUAUUCAAUCAUUUAUUCAAUUGCUGUUUAACCCCUUAAGGACCAAACUUCAGGAAUAAAAGGGAAUCAUGACAUGUCACACAUGUCAUGUGUCCUUAAGGGGUUAAACAUCUGUAUAGACUCUGAUAAAACCACCUCUUCAGGCAGAGAUUGCUACAUCCUUAUGGUUCUUACUGUAAAAAAAAACUUUCUUUUUCCUUAGACUAAAUCUCAUUUCUUCAAGUCUAAAUGCGUGACCGUGUGUCCUAUGUAUAGCCCUGUUUAUGAAUAGUUUUAAGACAAUGGUUUCUAUUGGCCCCGAAUAUAAUUGUAUAAUGCUAUCAUAUCCUUUCUGAGGCACCGGUUUUCCAAACAAGAGAUUUAACUUUAUUAAACUCUCUUCAAAACUAAAAUGCUCCAUUUCUUUUAUCAAUUUGCUUAACUCAUCUCUGCACCUUUUCUAGUGCCAUAAUAUCCUUCUUUAGAACAGGUGCCCAAAAUUGCACAGAAUAUUCAAAGCUUGCUCUUACCAGUGAUUUAUAAAGAGGCAAAAUUAAAUUUUCAUCCUGAGAAUGAAUGCCCCUAUUUAUACAUGACAAUAUCUUACUGGCCUUAGCAACUGCUAAUUGACAUUGCAUAUUGUUGCCUAGUUUAUUGUCUAUAACAAUUCUCAAAUCCUUCUCAUGUGUUGUUAUCCCUGAUUCACUACCAUUUAGGGUGUAAGUUGCUUGUGCAUUCUUUACCCCAAAGUGCAUAACUUUGCCUUUUUCUACAUUAACUUUCAUCUGCCACUUGAGUGCCCAGUCCCCCAAUCUUUCUAAUUCCCUAUGCAGCAAAGCAAUACCCUGCUCACAUUGAAUUACUUUACAGAGUUUUGUGUCAUCCGCAAACACUGAAACAUGGCUUUUAAGAUCAUUUAUAAAUGUUUUUAAUAGAAGCGUUCCCAGAACAGAACCCUGAGGGACACCCUUGCCAGUUUUGUUUAGCUUGACAAUGUACCAUUAAUAACAACUAUCUGUACUCUAUCUUUAAGCCAAUGAUCUACCCAAGAACAAGAAUUUCAUCUAGGCCAAUUUAUGUUAGUUUGAACACUAACCUAUUGUGAAGACCGUAUCAAACGCAAAAUCCAAGUUGAUCACACCACUGCAACACCCUGAUCUAUACGUCUACUUACCUGUCUGUAUAAUACAAUUAGGUUAGUUUGACAUGACCUAUGUUUCAUAAAAUCAUGCUGAUUACUGCUCCUCCCAAUGAAUUCUUGAAUAUUCUCCCUUAAUAACCAUUCAUAUAAUUUCCCACUCACAGAAGUUAAGCACAGAGGUCUAUAAUUUCCAGGCAAAGAUUUUGAACCCCUUUUAAUUAUUGGAUCCACAUCUUCCUUCCUACAAUUCCUGAAACAAAAGAAUCUUUAAAGAUUAAAUACAGAGGUUCAGUUAUUUACACACUUAGCUCCUUGUACUCGUGGAUGAAUACCAUAAGGCCCCGAAUUGCAGCAAUCAUAUGCAUAUCUCGUACCAUAGGAUCCUCUUUAAUAUAUACUGAAGAAAAAUUGUUACAUAAAAUGUCUACCUUUUCCUGGUCUUUAUUAAUUAACACACCCAUCUCUGUUUUCAGUGUACAUACACCUUCUUUUUUUCUUUUUUUUUUUUCUCUUUACUUAAAAAAAAUUUGGGGGCUGGUUUUGUUCUCUUUGGCUCUUAAUUACUAAUUUUCUAGCGUAGCCAUUCUAAUUGCCUUUCUGUGUGCAUUGUUGGGUUGCCUCUAAUUUGUCUGAUUUAAAUGCCCUUUUCUUAAUUUUAAUCUAUUGGUUUGUUUGUUUCUUUUAUAUUUAUUACCUAUACUGAGAAAUGUACCUUUUUAAUAUUUGUUUGAGGAUAUUCCAUUUAUCCUCAGUGUUUUUUUUCACAUAAGAGUUUAUGCCAGUCAAUAUAUUAUAAAGCUGCCCUUAUCUUAUUAAAAUUGGGCCUUUUAAAAUGAUAUGUUUUAGUAUACCCCAUGUGCUUUUGCUUUUUUGAGUUUAUUUCCAAAGACACCAUAAUGUGAUCACUAUUUCCCAAGAGCUCUCCUGCUUGAAAGUUGGUCAAAAGAUCAACCCUGUUUGUUAUAACCAGAUCCAGACAAGCAAGACAAACACCGAUGUUCCUCGGCACUGGUUCGGGCUCUGUCCCCGCUCUCGCAUGAGUAUUUCCCCUAUAUUAAAGAAUUGUAUAAUGCUUUCCUGUGGGGUUCUACAUGACGCUGGAUGUCCUUAAUGCAUAGACAGCCACUAGAGGUGGAGUUAACCCUCCAAGGUAAUUAUUACAGUUUAUUUGAAACUGCAUUAAUUACCGUUGCAGGGUUAAGGGAUCUGGGACACUGCGCUCAGACCACUUCAAUAAGAUGAAGAGGUCUGGGUGCCUAUAGUAUCCUUUUAAGCAUAUGAGUGUUUGCUACAACGUAUCUUCCAGUGGAAAAGCUGUUUUGCAUCAUAAAUAUUUUCUUUCAUUUAUGCUGAUCUGCAAACUCAUGCUGGAAGAAUUCAAGAUGGCUACUUUGUCUCAAUGAGGAAAAUUGUUUAGUUUUUUUAGAUUUUUUUGUUUUGUUUGUACUUACCACUACUGUGUUAUUCACCACAGAUAAAGGGACACUAUAGCAUUAUAAAUACAAAUAUGUAUUCCUAACACUAUAGUGCUUUAGUAACUGUGUAGGUGACCAGGCCAGUGCUGCCAGGGUUAAAAAAAAGUAUUUUACAUACAUUUCAGCCCUUGCUUCGCUGGUCUCAUCGGGGAAGCUUCGCCUUUUUGGCUGAGAUCAUCGAUGAUGGGAAAGUAUUGGAAGGCUAGUGCACAUGCGCGACAAAAUGCAUCACUGCACCAAUGACCAUCUGACUUAAAUAGUAGCAGUUUUCACUGCUAUUUUACAGAAUUGCCUCUAGUGGCUGUCAUAGAGGCAAGUUAACCCUGCAAAGAAAACAUUGUCAUUACUGCAGAAUGGCAAAACAUUUAACUGCAGGGUUUAAACAGGGGGGCUCAUGGCACCCAGACCACUGGGUACCUAUAGUGUUCCUUUAACACUUCAAGAGAAUUUACUGAAGUUAGAGAGCUGUCAAUGUUGGGGUUCAAAUAUCUGUAUUCUGCUUUUCCUUUCUUUGUAUGGUUUGAAAAACAAUCCUGCACCUGACAUAAUGAAACAAUUAAACAUUCUAUGAAUAUUGUCUUACUGUAGUGUCCCUUUAAAAUCUGUUUAACCAUUUCAAGAGAGCUCUGUUAUAUGCACCUUAUAUUACUCUGCUUCAUGUAAUUAUUCCUAAGUGCUAAAUCUUGCUUAAUGCUUUGAAUACCAGAUGGAAAUUCUGGUAAUAAAAUGGGAAAUAACGUUUUUGAAAACAUAGAGCAGCACAAAUUGUUGGCAUUCUUUGGCUGUAGUGCAUUAACAGAUAGGCUUGUUCAGUUAUUUUGUUGCUUAUCUCUUUAACUACAUAGAACACAGUAUCCUGAGCUAGAAUAGGGGGACACAUAUGGUUUUGACAAUAGGGCUGUUAGCAAGAUAUUUUUUGCAUGUAUUAUAAAAGGUUCUGUGACUGAUUACUGAUACAUAUCUUUGUGAUUCUUCACUGGCUCUUUUGGUGGGCUGACAGCGUGACCUGAAUUUGUCUCAUACCAUUAUUGUGUGUCAGCAGAGUGCUCGGAAACAGAUUACAUUAACCAUGCAUAUUCCAUAUGUACAUUUAAGGCAUCACCAUGGAAACGGCGAGUUUUAAACGUCUACUUGGCUUAUGGCGAAGUAGUAAUGUGGCUGCAUCCAUGAAAACACAACUACAUUACAUGCUAUUAACGAGAAUGAUGUUAAAAACAUGCCACUAAGGGGUGACGUUAGGGUAAAGCUUGGCUCGGUGGGUGUUAGGGGUAAGGUAAGGCUUGGGUGGUGAUUAGGGAGAAAUUUGACUUCAGGGUCGGUUAGUGAUUAUGGAGGUGAUAUGUAGAAUUAUGGGUAGUUAGGUGGGUUCAGGAUUAUUUCUGCGUGGUGUGUAUCCAGACUUGUACUGACGCCCAUAAUUAUAAAAGGUGCAAUAACACUACAAUGGGCAACAUUACAUCAUCACUCUAUAACAAUGUUUUUAAAGGCAAUAUUUACAAAUAGAUUUGACUUAAUAGUUUAGUUUAAUAGACACAGAUGUUAUACGCAGGUGAAAUUAUACAUCACUAUCACAAGCUUGUGAACACACAUAUAUCACCAGCUUUUCCCAAGGUAAUGCUAAAUCUUGCUGAAGAAGCUAGUUGACUACCAAGUCUUACCUAGCGUGGUGUUCAACAUUGAUUCUUAAAGGAACACUGUAGGCAUUGCCACUCCUUCAUCUCAUUGAAGUGGCUUGAAAACCGUUUAAAGGAACACUACAGCAUUAGGAAUACAAACAUGUUUUCCUAAUGCCAUAGUGUUCUACUCACUAUUUAGACUAUCGCCCCAUGAGGGUUAAAAAAGCAGAUUUUCUUACCUUAUAUCCUGUGAUAUGCUGGUCCCUGUCUUGCUGCCCCACCUCCUUAUCUGAGAUCAUCAAUCCUGAUGAUCUCAGCCAGUUGGGUGGCUAGCGUGCAUGCACAGCAAAUCACAAAGCUUUGACCAAUCAGCAUUUCAUCAUUGAGAUGCAUUAAAUCAGUGGAACCCAGGAAGUUCCUCUAAUGACUAUCUGAGUGACAGCCACUAAAGGUGGUCAUAAACAGCAAUGCAAACACCAUGUUUUUUCAGAAAAGCUAGCCUUUACAAUGCUCAGCCUACAGGAACUGGCUAUAUACAGUGAGGGGAAAAAAGUAUUUGAUCCCCUGCUGAUUUUCAAUGUUUGUCCACUGAGAAAGAAAUGAUCAGUCUAUAAUUUUAAUGUUAGGUGUAUUUUAACCCCUUAAGGACCGAGGACGGUUCAGGACCGUCAUCGGCAUUUUUGCGUUGCCGACCGAUGACGGUCCUGAACCGUCCUAACGGUCAGAGCUACUUACCUGAUCGCCGUCGUUCCCCCGGCGGCGAUCAGUGUUCCUCCGGUUGUGGGGAGACUGCCUGCAGCCCAGACAGUCUCCCCACGGCAGAUUAGGACCCCUGUGGCCAUGUGAUCGCUUAACACAGCGAUCACAUGGUCACAAUAGGUGUCCAUAGUGCUGCCUGCAGGGGGACUGUUGUGCUGACAGGCAGUCUCCCUGCUAGUGUAAAAUAAAAAAAAUAAAAAUAAAGUUAAUGUUAAUAAAAAAUAAAUAAAUAAUUAUAUAUGUGUAUAUAUGAUAUAUAGACAUAUAUUAUAUCUAUAUAAUAUAUGUCUAUAUAUCAUAUAUAUAAUGUCAUACUAAGUGUAUUUUAUAUUAAUAUGUACUUAUAUUAAUAUAAAAAUACACUUAUAAUUAAAUUACACACGUAUAUAUAUAAUAUAUAUAAUAACUAUAUAUAUUGUAUAUAUAUAUUAUUAUAAAAUAUAAAUAAUAAGUAAUUUAAAUUAAAUAAUUUUUUUUAAAAAUAAUAAUAAAAAAUUAAAAAAAAUUAUAUAGCUAUAUGAAAUUUUAUUCUAACUGUAUUUUAAAAUUAAUAUAUAUAUAUUUAUAUCAAAAUACACUUAGAAUGAAUUUGUAUAUAUAUCUAUGUAUAUAAAAAUAAAUAAAAAUAAUAAGAAAUAUACAUACGUCCAUAUACAAAAUUACAUAAAUAAUUAUAUAAAUAUACACGUAGACUUCAAAUAUAUAAAUAUGCAUAUAUAUUUAAAUUCUACGUGCGUAUUUAUGUAAUAUUUUUACAUAAUUCAGUAAUUUUAUUGAUUGCAAUUUGAGGACCUGCCUGCCAACCCAGGCCGAAAUUCCAGAGAAUUUAAUUUGCUAGCACUGUAUUUUACCCUGUAACGUUCUACGACACCCUAAAACCUGUACAUGGGGGGUACUGUUUUACUCGGGAGACUUCGCUGAACACAAAUAUUAGUGAUUCAAAACAGUAAAACAUAUCACAGCGAUGAUAUUGUCAGUGAAAGUUACUUUUUUUGCAUUUUUCACACACAAACAGCACUUUUACUGAUGAUAUAAUUGUUGUGAUACGUUUUCCAGUUUUUAAACACUAAUAUUUGUGUUCAGCGAUGUCUCCCGAGUAAAACAGUACCCCCCAUGUACAGGUUUUAUAGCAUUUUUGAAAGUUACAAGGUCAAAUAUAUGGGUCAAAUAUUUUACAUUGAAAAUGGCCAGGUUGGUUACGUUGCCUUUGAGAGCGUAUGGUAGCCCAGGAAUGAGAAUUACCCCCAUGAUGGCAUACCAUUUGCAAAAGAAGACAACCCAAGGUAUUGCAAAUGGGGUAUGUCCAGUCUUUUUUAGUAACCACUUGGUCACAAACACUGGCCAAAAUUAGCGUUCAAUUUAGUUUUUUUACUUUUUUCACACACAAACAAAUAUGAAUGCUUACUUUGGCCAGUGUUUUCGACUAAGUGGCUACUAAAAAAGACUGGACAUACCCCAUAUUGAAUACCCUGGGUUGUCUACUUUAAAAAAAAUAUGUACAUGUGGGGUGUUAUUCAGAGAUUUAUGACAGAUAAUAGUGUUACAAUGUCACUAUUGAUAAAUUUUUAAAAUGUAUGUUUUGAAACCGCAAUAUCCUACUUGUACCUAUAGCCCUAUAACAUGCAAAAAAAAGCAAAAAAGCACGUAAACACUAGGUAUUUUUAAACUCAGGACAAAAUUUUGAAUCUAUUUAGCAGUUUUUUUCAUUCGCUUUUGUAGAUGAGUAAAAGAUUUUUCAAGUAAAAGUCAAAAAACAUGUAUUUUUUUCAAUUUUUCAUCAGAUUUUUGUAUUUUUUUUAAAUUAAAAUACAUGAGAUUAUAUAAAUAAUGGUAUGUAAAGAAAGCCCCUUUUGUCCUGAAAGAAACAAUAUAUAAUUUGUAUGGGAACAGUAAAUGAGAAAGCGGAAAAUUAUAGCCAAACACAAACACCACAAAAGUGUAAAAAUAUGCCUGGUCGCAAAUGUACAACAUCGCAAAAACAGUCCAGUCCUUAAGGCGUUAACAUACAUACAUACAUACUCAUAUACAGUUUUUCUCGACAUAAAAUGGUCUUUCUAAAGAUUACAAUUAUUUUCUUCAUAUCAUAUAAUUUGCUAUAAAAAAAUUAUAAAAUAUGAAGAAGACAUGUAAAAAAACAAACUUUUUCGAACCCCCAAAAUCUGUUACGCACCUGCCAAAAAACACCCGUGCUAAAUAGUUUCUAAAUUAUGUCCUGAGUUCAAAAAUACCCAAUGUUAACAUGUUCUUAUCUUUUUUUUGGAACCUUAUAGGACAAUAAGUACAAGUAGCACUUUGUUAUUUCCAAACCAUUUUUUUGGAAUGCAAGUUACAUUGUAACACUGAUAUCUGUCAGGAAUUCCUGAAUAACCCUUCACAUGUAUAUAUUUUUUGAAAGAAGACAACCUAAGCUAUUAAACUUGGGGUAUUUUGACUCUUUUCAUGCAACCAUUUUACCACCAACCGAUGCCAAAUAAAAAAAAAUAAAAAAAAAUAAUUGGUGAUUUUUUGACACACUUAGCAAUUUAAGAAUACAUGUAUGCAGAACUUUAAGGGUUACUGCCAAAGAACACCCCAAUAUGUGUUCAGCAACAUCUCCUGAGUACAGUGAUACCCCCCAUGUAUAGGUGUGGCGGCUAAAAGACCUCAUUUCGGGGGUGCGCAUUCUAGUUUUCCAACUUGGAAUUGUCACAGAUGGUCAUCGUGCACCCAUGUCCUAUUUGGGACAUUUUUGAGGCCAGUCAAUGUAAUUUAUCCCCAUCAAAAUAUAUAUUUUUGAAAAGUAGAUACUCUAGGGUAUUUCAAGUGGUGGUAUUUUAACACUUUCCAUGCACUAAUUCUACCACCAGUCUUUGUCAACCUUUUGGGUAGUCAUUGUUUUGUGUUAUUUGUUACACACAUUGUAAUUUAGGCAUUGAUUCUCGCUCUUGUUAUGUAUUACUGCCAAAGAACACCCAAAUAUGUGUUCAGCAGCAUCUCCUGAGUAUAGUGAUACCACCCAUGUACAGGUGUGUUGGGUUCUCUGUGGGCUAAAAUACCUUAUUUGGAGGGUGCACAUUCCAGUUUUCUAACUUGGAAUUUUCACAGUUGGUCAUCAUGCACCCAUGUCCUAUUUGGGACAUUUUUGAAGAUGGCCAAUGUAAUUUACCCCCAUCAAACCAUAUAUUUUUUUAAAGUAGACACCCUAGGAUAUUUCAAAUGGUGGUAUUUAAACACUUUCCAUGCAUUAAUUCUACCACCAGUCUUUGUCUUUGGUCAUUUUCUGUGUUAUUUUUCUAUCAUAUUGGAUUCUCAGUUCCUGUUAUGUGUUACUGACAAAGAACACCCCAAUAUGUGUUCAGCAACAUCUCUCAAGUACAACAGUGCCCUCAAUGUACAGGUUUUGUGGGUUUUUGCAAACUUACAGGGGUCAAAUGUAAGGCUUUCCCCUUUUCCAUGUUUGCACAUUGAAAUUUGCCAGAUUGGUUUGCUGGGCCUAUGUUGUCUUUGAGACCGUAUAGCAGCCCAGGAAUGAAAAUUAACCCCAUCAUGGCAUACCAUUUGCAAAAGAAGACAACCCAAGGUAUUGCAAAUGGGGUAUGUUCAGUCUUUUUUAGCAGCCACUUAGUCACAAACACUGGCCAAAGUUAGCGUUCAUAAUAGUUUUUGCAAAUAUAAUUGCUAACUUUGGCCAGUGUUUGUGACUAAAUGGCUACUUAAAAAGACUCGACAUACCCCAUGUUGAAUACCCUGUGUUGUCUAAUUUAUUUUUAUAAUUCUUUAUUUUGGUAGUGCAGAUGGUAGGUUACAGGUUAUGCAUGGUAUGACGAGGAAAUUCGAUCAGGAGGUGAAAGAUAACGUAUCAUACAUUCCAUUUUCAUAUAAGAAGAACAUUAACAUCCUGCACCAUUUUUACUUUAAAAGGUCAUGUCCGUCUAUGCUAUUGGUAGGCCAUAUGGUGUGGUUAUCUGUAUUCUCUCUAUUGCAGGGUUUAAUCACACCCUCUACUUGCAUCAGAGUUUGCUUAGACACGGUUAUAUUUGAGGGUUAGGAGGUUGCUGUCAUUCCUCUGGCUGCGGUCUCCUAUGUGUGUUAUGUCUAGCUGGCUUAAUGGGUGAGGAUAAAUCCAUGGCGCUUUCUAUGGGGCGAGUAGAGUGUAUAUAGUCUAGCUCUGUCAUAUCUAGAUAAAGUCAAGUGUCGACCCCUAACCUGAAGGAGUCACGGGGGGAGGAGGGUUGUCGAGUCCUGUCCGGAGUACGUAGGACUGAGUGCCGUACUGCUCUCGUAAAUGUAGUGAGGCAUAAUAAAUGGGCCCCUGGCUACUUAAGGUGAUCAACAAAAACAACAAAGCAAAGCAUAUGAAUAAAAUAUAAUAAACAUCAUGAACAUAACUGUGGCUGACAUAUAUGUAUUAGAUAAGAUGUUAUUAGGAAUGACAAUUGAGCCCGGAGGCUCUGUAUCAGUGCUCCUCAGGUCAUCACUGUUUUCCUGGAGCUGCCUCUGGGAGUAAACGGGACCGAUCUCUAUAGGUCCCAUAUGUAGGCUGUGGAGGUGGUAGGUGCCUUUUGAACUCUAGUGUCUGAUGCAAGUACCUGAGCCUGCAAAAAAGCCGGAGCUUCCGAGAUGGUGGUGAGCUUUAGGGUAGUGUCCUGGUGGGUCACUCCUGGGGUUCUUGGCAUCAGCCAGCGAUAGUCCACUUUUGCUUUUUGGAGUUGUGUAGUUAUGGCUUUUAGUGACUUUCUCCAUUCCAGUGUAUUCUUUAUGACAUCUUGGAAAAAGGUGAGCCUGGACAACUCAAAGUCCAGUGGGGUCUUGUCUCUGAUUGCUGUGAGAAUGCGUAGUUUGUGUAGAAUACAGUGACAGUGGAGAAUUACAUCUUGUGGGGCCAUAACUGGCACCUGUUUGCUUUAUUGAUGCGGAAAUGUCCUUUGAAUUUGACUUUUUUGGCCUGGGUGUGGGGCAGCAUCGUUGCCAAUAGCCUCAGUAGAUAGUGAGGUAAUUCGGUCGGACCCACAGAGACCGGUAUUCCCCAGAUUUGUAUGUUCAUCCACCAGUUGCGGUCCUCUAGUGUGUCUAAUUUGAGCUAGAGCGUUGAGUUAGUGGCUUUCAGUUGGUGCAGAGUAUCACUCACAGUUUUAAUUUCUUGGCGAAUGUCCAUCCUCCUCUGUGGCCUGGACUCUUUGUGAUACUGCUUGAAUUUCUGUGCGCGCCAGAUUCAUGUCAGCGUCAAACAUCAGCUUUAUUUAUUUUAUUAACUGCCUUAUGUCACGCUUUGUGGCUGGUGUUAGGUCAUCCCCUGUAGCCUGAGGCUCUGGAAAUGGGAUCUGUCCUGUCCCGCUGGGCUCAGCUCUGGGCUGUGGAGGCUGGAUUCCAGGUCAGGGUCGGCCACCAUUUUGUGGCUCUGGGGCCGUUGUAACAGGGACCCUAUAUUCCCGGUAUCUUUGGGAGUCCAGGCUUGGGGCAUUUGUUAUGGCACCAUGGUGGAUUCAGCAUGCAGGUGCCACUCGGGCAUCGAGUGGAGACCACACACAGGUUCCGGGCUCCCUUCUGAAUGGUAGGCCCGGGUCCUACAGCGGGUUUUCACGCCAUUUGGGGUGUAUAAAAAGGGCAUUGGCUUGUAGCCCUUGGUGCCAAACUCAUAGGGCACACGGUUGUGUUAGCCUGGAGCCUACUGGGAUAGUGGAUGUUGGCGGAUUGUGCUUUGGCGAAAACGAGCACUGCAGGGUAGCGUCCAUGCAGUUCAGCGGCUUGGCUCCGCCCAUGUGAGGUGUGAUUCAGAGAUUUAUGACAGUGUUACAAUGUCACUAGUGAUACAAGGAUGUUGAGAUGGGCUCAGUGGGCUAAUGCAUCAUCAGUAGAAUCUGUUCAACCCUUUGAGUGCAUGUUCAAAUCCUGGCAGGGCUGACUCAGCCCUUCAUCCUUCUAAGGUAGAUACAAUGAAGAAUUAAUUUGGGUAAUAGUUAACUCAUGGAUGUUGGGUGGUGCCCAACCUUUUUUGAACCAAGAUUUAAAGUUGCCAUCUCAUGGAGAUCUACCAGUUCACAUAGGAAGCCGUGUCCAUUGCCUAUCAGUGCAUUUAACAUGCACACAAUAAAGAGAAAACCCAUUCAGAUAUCAUAAAAAAGUAGUUUGUGUGUUGCAGAGCUGUGGCAAUAAAUGUAUUUCCCCACAGUAGGACUUCUGGCAUUGGGAGGAGGCAGCUAAUUUCUCGUAGUCAAGGCAGUAGAAGCUGGUUGCAAGCCUUAGGCGGGCCACAAGGUGAAUGUCUGUCAUUGUGGAUCUGUACUUCGACUUGAUGAUUUUCAUGUGAGAGAAAGCAGUCUCACACAAAUUAGUUGAUCCAAAAAGUGCAGUCAGGUUCAAGGCACAUCUUCUGAGGUUGGGAUAUUUUUGUUCCAGCAGCAGGCAGUUUUAGCAGGGAAAUCUGUCUCGUAGUUUUUGUGCACUGUUCUGAAAUGCUGCUCCAGAUUGCCCUUUUUCAGUAUAGCCACGCUGAGAUUGCAAAUGAGACAAACGGACUUUGAAUUUGAGUAAACAGAAAAAAUAAUCCUCCCCCCACUCUGAAUGAAAAUGGUGAGUCUUAGAUUUUUUGGCUUCUGCCAUUUUUAUGGGUUGCUAGCAAACUUUAAUGGUGGAGAGUCCUACACCAAGUAACCUGUGAUCUGGCACACACUGCACGUCGAUACCGCGUGUGCGCGCAGCGCACUAACUACCGUGCGGCGCUGUGUAUGCGUGAGUGUGCGUGCAAACGAACAGUGGCAGCAGAGCCGGACUGGGAACAGAAAGCAGCCUUAUAAUUCAUCGUGUCACAUAGUGUGUUUAUUUUCUUAUAUUCACUACAGACAGACCCCUCUCCCCUGUCCCAUAGUGUUCUUUUCCCCUCCCCGGUCCUAUAGUGUUCUUUACCCCCAUCCCCUGUCCCAAAGUGUUCCUUCCACUCCCCUCCCCUGUCCCAAAGUGUUCCUUUCCUCCAUCCCCGGUGUGUCUCUUACCUUUCUGGUAGCGUGGUCGAGCGAAGCGGUCUGCGGUACAGUAGCUUCAGUUUCCUGUACCCGGUUGGACUGACAGGAAGUGCUCUCUCAGUGAGCAAUUUCGUUCAGUCCGGCAGGGUACAGGAAACAUAAGUUCCUGUACCGCGAUGCGCACUACUCCACUCGGCCACGCUACACGUGUGCCUGACAGGAGGGAGCGAUGUGUGCCCACUUCCUGCCAUCGCGAUCGACUGAGAAUCAGCCCACGAUCGACCGGUCGAUCGUAAUCGACUGGUUGGGCCUCCCAGGGCUAAGGUAACUUGAAAACCAGGAUGUACUUGAAAACCAGAGUAAUCUGAAUGUACCUUUCCUGGUUAAAUACUUUGUUAUUAUUAUUUUUUUUUAAAUAUAUAUUUUGAAACAGCAAUUUCCUACUUGUACUUAUAGCCCUGUAACUUGCCAAAAAAGCUAAGAACAUGUUAAGAUUGGGUAUUUCUAAACUCAGGACAAAAUUUAGAAUCUAUUUAGUACGGGUGUUUUUGGCGGUUUUAGAUGCGUAACAAAUUUUGGAGGUCAAAGUUAGAAAAAGUGUGUUUUUAAAAAAUGUUAUUCAUCAUAUUUUAUAAUUUUUUUUAUAGUAAAUUAUAGGAUAUGAUGAAAAUAAUGGUAUCUUUAGAAAGACCAUUUACUGGCGAGAAAAACAAUGUAUAAUGUGUGUAUGUACAGUAAAUGAGUAAGAGGAAAUUACAGCUAAACACAAACACAGCAGAAAAGUAAAAAACAGCCCUAGUCCCAAACGGUAAGAAAAUUGAAAAACGUUCUGGUCACUAAGGGGUUAAAUCAACAGCAUAAAAUUACAUUUUAUGGGAUUUAUUUGUAGUAAUGACUGGGGAAGGAACUAUUCUGCUUUAGAAUGACAAUAAACCUUUUGCACCAAGUGAGGUCAAUACAGCAUUGCUUAGUUGAGAUUAGAGUGGAAGAAAUUUGAUUGGCCUGUACCAAGCCCUACCUUCAAUCUCAUCCUCCUCCUUGCGAUGAAUCUUAAUCAUCCAAUAUCGAUUCCCAACCUUGCUAAUGCUAUUGUGUGUGAAUGGAAGCAGAUUCCCUGUACUCGUAUGGUAAUAAGUUCACUGCUGUUACAUUACUGUAAUUACUGACACAAUACAAUACUACAUAUAAUGAAACAAUAAUAGAGUAACACAGUAAAGGGAGGUUCACUAUAAUACCUGUAUAACUAUAUGUAGACCUGAAUGUUUCAACAUCUCCCAACUCAUGUUUUGUAUUUUUUUUAUAAUCUAGAUCAGGGGUUCCCAAACCAGUCCUCAAGUACCCCCUACCAGUCCAGGAUUUAGGGAUUACCAUGUUGUGUCUAAAGUGGUUGUUAUUUUUUUUCUUUUUCUAAAAACACCUUAGACACGACUAGGUGAUCCCUAAAUCCUGGACUGGGUCGGGAACCACUGAUCUAGAUUAGACUAUUGAAAUGAUUUUAAGUUUUUACAAGCCUCAGAAAAGCUACAUUUUUACAGGCUAGUGUUUAUAUAUUGUAAUUGUUUAGAUAUAUAUUAGCUAAAACACAUUCAGCACUUUAUUGUAUACAAUGAGCAAGUAUAUAAAACGGCAACGUUCUAAAUGUCUUGAAGUCUAUACAAGGUCCAUCCACCAAUAUUACGAUAACAGAUGAUAGGAGAACCAUUUCACUGUGUCCCUUUAGUGGAGAUAUUCCAUGUGAAAGAACAAACAAUUAGAACAUUUAGAACUUCCCAUAGAUUUUCAUCUGUUAAAGGGACAUUGAUAUAAUGUCCUGGGCAGAGGGCAUAAAUGAUGUGUAUCCAGACUGUAUCUUCUACCCCAUAAUAGCCUCAGCUGUUGGAUAUCUGAAUCCUCUGAGGUUUUAUCAGUGACAAUACUUGAUCUAUCUUCUUAUUGACAUCAGACACAUAAAACAUUGGAGGGGCUUCAGUGAUACACAGAACUUGCAGGUAACAUUGUAUGAUCCAUAUGAUCUUUUUAUUUCAGCUGAAACCGCUGCUUAUUCCAAUAUUUUUGCUACUCUAUAGCAUUGUGAGUGGAGCACAGCGAGCUACUCUGGUGCCCUGGCCUUUAUCUGAUUUGUAUUUUUUAUGUCACCCCUAUACAAUUAUGUGCAAGAAGGGACAAAUCUUCUAGAACCUUUCUCUGAACUUCUGACUCUGAGUGCCAGAGGGGAAUGCACUCAGGUACAUUGCACAACCAUCUGACAUUCAGUGAGUUAAAAUCAUUCCAUUUACCUGCUGUUAUCCUCUAUGGCAUUUCAACGUUUUUCAAACUAUGCACAAGGGUUUUUGUCUUUUCCUCAGAAAAUAGGUCACCUAAAAAUAAGGGGGGGAAAUUGAACUCUUAUAAAAAAAAAACAAAAAAAAACAAAAAAAAACAGAAGCAGUUGAUGUAAAAUGUUACAACUUUUUAUAGCAGAACUAAAUGGACAGCGGGAUGGAACUAACCUCUGUCUGGUUACUGCUGCACAUUGAGGAGGAAACCGAAAGGAGCCCCUGCUUUCCCAACCACUAGGCACCAAGGAUUGCCAUGUCUCCACUCCCUCCCCCAGUGUACAGAGGGCAGUUCCCCUAGCUAACUGCCUGUAAGUGUGUGUAUGGCUGUCUGCCUGUAACUGUGUGUGUGUGUGUGUGACUGUCUGCCUGUCUGUACCUGUGUGUGACUGUCUGGCAGCAACUGUGUGUGUGCCACUGCCUGUAACUUUGUGUUUGGCUGCCUGCCUGUAACUCUGUGUGUGUGUGUGCGUGGCUGUCUGUUUGUGACUGUCUAACUGUAACUGGGUGUGUUUGUGUGACUAUCUGCCUGUAACUUUGUGUGUGUGUAAAGUGUGUGUGUGUGUGUUUGGCUGUCUGCCUGUGAAUGUUUGUGACUGGCUAUAACUGUGUGUGCGCGUGACCAUCUGCCUGUAACAUUGUGUGUGACUAGCUGCCUGUCAUUGUGUGUGACUGUGUGCAUGUGACUGUAUUUGACAGUAUAUGUGUAUAACUGUGUGCAUGUGGCUGCCAACACAUAGCAUUCAUAUCAUACACAGUGGUGUAUUUUGGAUCUGUGCUGCCCUAGGAAAGACGGAACUUGGGCACCCCCUAAUUUAGAUUUGUCCCGCCCCUUCCUGUCAAGGCCACACCUCUUCCUGUUAAAGACUAACACACACUUUGACUGACAGAAACACACUCUCAGAUACACUGACAUACACAAUCACUGAUUUUACACAAUCUGACAGAAACACACAGUCACUGACUCACAGACACAUAAUGACAGACACACACAAUAACUGAUAGACACGAACACACUCACUGACAUACACACACAAUGAUGCAGACAUACACAUUCACUCACUGACAGACACCCACACACUGACAGGCAUACACAAUCACUCAGACACACACACAUUCACUGACAGACACACUAACUCACUCACAGACACACACAAUCACUCAGACACACAGUCUCCCUCACAGAUGCACACACACACUCACAGACACAUACAAUCACUCAGACACAAACACACAUUCACUGACAGACACACACUUACUCACAGACACACACUGACAGACACACAGACACACACACAGUCAGUAAGACACACAGGCUCUCUCACAGACACACACAAUCACUCAGACGCACACUGACAGACAGACAUACACUCACAAACACUCACACUCACUCACUCACUCACUCACAGACACAUACUGACAGACAUACACACAUUCACUGACAUACACUCACAGAUUUGACACAAUCUGACAGACACACACAAUCACUAACUCACAGAGACAUACUGACAGACACACAUAAUCACUGACAGACACGCACUCACUCAGAGACACCCACACACUGACAGGCAUACACAAUCACUCAGACACACACACACACACAUUCACUGACAGACACACACACACACACACUCACAGACACACACAAUCACUCAGACACAAACACACAUUCACUGACAGACACACACUCACUCACAGACACACACUGACAGACACACAGAUUCACUCAGACACACAGGCUUCCUCAGACACACACAAUCACUCAGACACACACUGACAGACAUACACUUACUCACAGACACUCACACUCACUCACAGACACACACUGACAGAUACAUACAUACACUCACUGACAGAGACACACUGACACACACACUGACAGACAGACACACACACAUUUCCCCUCCCCCAAACACGCAAAGAUAAAUUUCUGUAAAUUUAAAUCCACCCUACCUUUGGGAGAGCUGGGUGGAUGAUUUUUACCUGGGUCCAGUGGGGCUGCUGGCCGGUUUGUUUGGGCAGGCGUGCAGGCAGACAGGCGGUCAGUUGAGCUCCAGGUGGGUGUCGAGGGAACGCUGAUUUGUGAGCUCUCCCUGCUCAGCGAGUCACAGAGUGAUGCCAGGAGCCAGAAUGUGAUGUCAUAUUCCGGCUUCCAGCUUCACUCUGUGGCGUGCGAGGGAGCUGAGCAGGGAGAUCUCACAAAUCAGCACUUCCUCGCCGCCCACCUGGAGUUCAGUUAGCCGCCUGCGCUGAGGCUAACAAGGCAAAUGCCUUGUUUGCCUCACGGCAAAUACAGCAGUGAUCACACACAGAUAACAAACACACAUACAAACAUUACAUGAUAUUAUUAUUAUAGAUUUGAUACAGUGGAGCUCUGUUAUACAAAAUAUACAUUAAUUUGUGUUUUAUUGUUGUGGAACUCUGUGACAUACUCAUGCAUUGGACAUUACUGUGUGUUUUAUUGUUGUGGAGUUCUUUGAUAAAACUGGUACACACUACAUAGUACUGUGAGGGCUUUUUUUUUUUUUUCUUGCUGUGUAGCUCAGUGUUAAAUGAAUAAAUCGGCCAUUACUGUCAGCUUUUAUUCCACGAAUGUCAAGGUACAUAAGGAAAACCCAGAGCUCCAAAGCAAAACGACUCACACUAUUAUGUGACAGAGACAUAUAAUUCUUAGUCUGCCCCUCUGUAAUGUUGGGGAGGCAGUCUGGCACUGCUGGCCUGCACCUCGGUUGGCUGCAGACAACGAGUAGUCGUCUCCUGAGCUCUGGCCAAACCACGGUUACCAUAGCAAAUCUCUGACAUUGGAAGUGUCUGAGCUCACAAGACAGUUACUCAUGGUCUGCACCCUGCGGAGGUGCAGACCAGAUUCCCAGCAAACUGGACCACCAGAGAUCAGCAUGCCCUCUUCCGUGCAAGGUAACACAUGUGACCUGGAAUAGAAUAUUUAUUUUUUAAUAAUUAUUAAUCUAAUAAAACACCUAUACAAACACUACACCCUUAUAAGCACUCACUAUACAUGGAUGAAGGGGUGUGACAAUGGAGGGGCACUGUGAAGAUUUUUUGCACAGGGCAGCUAGAGUCCUAAGGCCGGCCUUGAUUAUCAGCCAGUCACUAGAUGUCUAUCGAUACUGGCUACUCUGGGUGAAGCUCACAUGGUCAUGUUCGUGUUUCUGCUCUAACAGCAAGCCGCUAAUUUGUGAGAGGAUGGUAUCUGUAGCGUCAGUAGUUACAAGUGGUGAGUUAUAAAAAGUUUGGACCAAAAUUGUAAACCUCGUUGUCAUUUGUCAAUGCAAGAGGCUACAAGCUGUGGGUAAUAGUGACCGCUUAUGGCAGAUAAAUGACCCCAAAGUCUUCUUUUUUUUCUCUUUAUUUUGUGAUGUGCACGGUUUCCAUUGCUUUAAAGUCUUUUCUUCCUUCCUCACCAAGUUAGUUUUGUUUAAAAAUAUACUACAAACACUAUUCACUUACCGACCGGGUUCCGUUCCUACGACCCGGUCCUAGAACGAAUUGGUCGGUAAGUGAGGAGUUAAAGGAUUCCUUGCUCUGGUGCAUUUGUCUAUGUUAGGGGAAACUUCCCCGAACAUAGACAUGCGCACCAGAGCAGGGAGUCCCCAUGACGGCUCGCACUUACGCCUGGUCGUAAGUGCGAGCCAUCGUACAACAGGUAGGUCGCUAAAUGAGGACCACCUGUAUUAUUAUUGGCGUUUGUAUAGCGCCAAUUUACCCUGCAGUGUUUUACAUGCUUUUUUUUUUUUUAAAGGGGGGAGGUGAGGGAAUUAACAAUAUUUAAAAAUGAUUAAAUAUUUUUAAAGGAACAAUAGGUUGAUGAAUGCCCCAGUAGAACAAAAACUAUCAUAACAUUUAUUUAAAACGUGUGAUGCCUAGAUGGCACAUAGAGGAAAGAUAAACAGCUGUUUCCCAUAAUGGUUGUUGUUUUAGAGUACUAAUUAAUUCAUGUAAAUUCAAUUCAAAUGAUCUCUGUUCCGGGUUGCUUAUGUCAAUUCUGUGCAUAAAAAAAGAUCUGUCAUCAGCACGCAUUGCACAAUGCCUACAGAGGGGAAAAUCUUUGCCUGCACCCUCUCCAACCCUCCCUCUCACAAAGCGCUCCAUACCUCCUCCCUCUGUUGCAUAUUUGUUUUAUGUUUUUUUCUUUAAUCUUCCCUCCUAUCCAAUCCCUUCCCUCCACUUGCCUGCCCACAGUGUGCACAUGCACUCUGGGUCAACAAAACUUUUUCUGCAAAUUAAGAGGGGGGACGUUGGGGACGUUCCCCAUAGUGCCCAGUAGGGCAUUUUACCCUGGAAGGGUCUCCCACCUAAAAGGUUUAUAAUACCCCUGUAUAAUACUGGGAGAUUCAGGCUGUGCUAUCCAUGCGGUGCCCAGCAUACCCUCAGCUCAAGAGAAGACAGAAUGGGGUCCUGGUGAGACAAUAAUUUUGCCGGCUGCAUUAAAAUCACACUGUGCAAGGAGGAUGUAAGUGUGGCUUUAUGGCUUGCAUUGUGCUGUGCAGUGCUUUGCCUUUGUGAACAUUUGAUGUGUCAGAUUUAACUGCAAAAUUGUCUUCUGUUUUUUCACAUUAAACUUUUAUUUUGGUGCGUUUACUACAUUUUUUUGUACUUGUUUGCUAAUGCUAGUUUAUAGACGUAUUUAGGAUAUGCCUUACUUGGUAUGAUUUUGUAGCAAUUGCACCGUUUACUUCCCUACUAUUUACUAUAUUUCCUCAGUCUUUUCUAUAAAUUCUUGGAAUAAUUGAGCUCUCAAAGUGACACAUUACAUCUUGCUGGGUACAGAAGCCUUGCACCCACCUAUCUACCCACUCAGGCAGGCAGCCCAGCUGAACACAGAGUCCUACACAGCAACGUGACUCAAUGUGAAAAAGAAACACACACACACACACACACACAUACAGCCAUGAAAGGCAAGCGGCUGAUACAGCUGGCUGAUGCUGUGCUGGGAGCAUUCUCCAGCACUCGGAUCAUUGCUGUCUGAUAACGAUGCUGGCAGAACCUCAUUCAGGCUGCGGUACUGGGGAAGGAUGACACAACAGUGCUAUAAGGAGAAUCCAGUUGGGACGACAGAGUGGGCCUUGUAAUAGGGGCCGGGGAAAGAGGCUCUGCAGAGGUAAGCAGAGAGGAUACCUGGAACCGAGCAGGGGGCUAAGCAAUGGCUAAAUUAACUAAAUUGUAGCUGAAAACUCAACAGAAUGUUGAGAUCAGACACAUAAGGUUUGAUUUGUACUUUAUUGCCUGCAUAUUUCUACGUAUGCUUCAUAUAUACAGUAUGUGUGUAUAGAAUUUAUAGACAAAUUUAUGUAUAUGUCAUAUAAAUCCAGAUAUAUUUAUAUAUGAUACAGGAACUAAUAUAUAUAUAUAUAUAUAUAUAUAUAUAUAUAUAUAUAUAUAUACUGGUUUAUGUAGCGAUUGUGAGAUACUGUGAUAUUACAUAAGCAGAUGGAUCAUGUCUACUGGGAAGAGGAGGCAUGUGUCUGUAUGAUUUGCAUUAACCGAUUGCCUGCGACUUAUUUAGCUGUGAUCUUGAUGGGAUAAAGCACAGAAAUGUUUCACUCCAUAGCUGCCUCGUUGAUUAGUGAAAUAUCCUUCAUCACAAGCUAAGAUUUUGGGGGAUUUGUCUUAGUGCAGUGAAAUGGUAUUUUCCGUUUGAGUAUACUAAACAAGACAGACUAGACUAGUAUACUAGUCCAGUAGGUCUGAGGAAUCCUUAACCAUCAUUUUGCAGAGUUGUUUCUAAUGGUACUGUUAUUGAAGUAUAGUGAAUUGCAAGCUCUUCGGUACGCCGUGAUGGUAUAGUAAUACUAAUUUAGCUUAAUUCCGCCUUAUACUAACCUGUGAUUUUAUCAUUGCUGUGCUUUGAUGUCUAAUGACUAAUUAAAAAAAAAUAACAGUAAAACAUUAACAGUAUAUUUUGUGCUUUGUGCUCUUAUUGUGCAAAUGUAGUUAAAAUUAACUUCAUAUUAUUAUACAGGAUUUUUGCAAGUUUUCAUGCAGUUUGCUUCACAGGAAAUUCACCCGGGUGCAAAGUUGGUGUGUCCUUCUAGUACCUUAGCGCCACUGAAUGACACAGUGCCUGGCAAAUUGGCCAAGCUGGCUCAAAUUAUACAUGCCAACAGUGACAAAGUUCCCAUAGACUGCUUUCUUAGUGCUGUAUAUAUGGGCAAACCUAUGUGGCUUCAUAAAUAGCUGUUUAUGAUGGCAUGCUAUGAUGGCAUGCUCUUUUCAUGUACACCCUCAUCACCAAUAAUACAGAUUGCAUCACUAGUACAUAAUCACACUAGUCCCACCACUCGCUGUGCCCUCUGGACCCCAUCUAGAUACAUGCCAAGUAUGUUCUACAUGGGUUUUCUGAGCAUCACGGUAAAUGUUGUCAGAAACAAUUGGGGUAACAAUUUUAUCUAUCAAUGCCUUAUGGUAUUCUACUUCCCCUGCCAUCAGAGACAGGUGCAUUGAAGAGUUUUGUUGACUAACUCCUACAGUCCUCAGCCAUUGUUCGAGCUGCAGGUGUGUAGGUCAGUGCAGUCAAACAUAGCUGAUUCCACACUCAUUGCACCUGGGAUUGUGAAAGUACAGCUCCCUGGAGGAGAGUCAAUCACUGACUCAUGCAAGUUAUUUUUACUCUAUUGCUUGAUAGUGACACCAAACUAUCUUACUACUACAAUUUAAUUAAUUACGCUGCAGAUAAGCACGGUUAAUAUCCUGAUGAAUCAAAGAAUAACUUCAUAUAUUGAGGACAGCAGUGGCAGGUGCUACUGUAGAUGUUUAUCAGCUGCCAUCAAGCCGACAAACUACAUACAUGUCACGUAACAUGCAGUCAUGUAGCAUGACAGACUCCAAUGUGCACGUAUGUAUACACCCAUAUACAAUGUGCAUUUACUUGUUGGGUCUCAUUGGACACAUGUGCAUUUGCAUCAUGGAGUCUGGUUUGAGAAAGGGAUACGAGAUAUUUUGUAUCAAGAGUUCUCAUUUUCUCAAUAUACAAAACCCAUAUUGCUAUAAUUACACCUAUAAAGGGUAGUUUCUAUAGAUUAUUAUUAUUAUUAUUAUGAUUAUUGCCAUAGGAAAGGAGCCACCCGCGAGAGUCCUGCAAGCGCGAGUUGGCUGUACGGGUGCGAGCAGCAGUCAGGAGGUGGUCACGGGCAGAGCGGAGGGAACGAGGCGGGGCAUACCUAUGGAUCAUUGAGGAGAUAUAAGAGGGGCUAGAAUUGUUCAGUGCUUUAAAUGUAUGGGUUAGCACUUUGAAUUGACUCCUAUAGGAUACCGGGAGCCAAUGUAAGGACUGGCAGAGGGGUGAUGUGUGAAGAGGACCGACUAGAGAGGAAAAUCAGUCUAGCUGCAGCAUUCAUUACAGACUGUAGUGGGGCAAUACGGCUUUAGGGGGGAGACCAAUCAGGAGAGGGUUACAGUAAUCCAUGCGGGAAAUUACUAGAGCAUGGACAAGCUCUUUGGUCGCAUCUUGCGUAAGAAAGGGGCGGAUGCGGGCUAUGUUUUUGAGUUGGAACCUACAGGAUUUCGCAACAAACUGGAUGUGAGGCUCAAAGGUGAGGCCAGAGUCAAGUAUGACGCCAAGACAGCGUGCUUACAAGGAUGGACUUAUGUUGAAAUCACUGACUUGAAGGGAGAGCGAGAGAGGAGGAUCAGUAUUUGGAGGAGGAAAGACAAGGAGUUCAGUUUUAGAGAGAUUGAGUUUCAGAAAGCGUGUGGACAUCCAGUCAGAGAUGGAAGAAAGUCAAGCAGUGACACGUUGCAGGACGGCAGGGGAGAGGUCCGGGGAGGAGAGGCAUAUCUGAGUGUCAUCAGCGUACAGGUGGUAGUUGAAUCCAAAAGAGGCAAUAAGCUUGCCAAGAGAGGCAGUAUAAAGAGAAAAUAGAAGGGGACCAAGGACAGAGCCUUGGGGAACUCCAACCGAGACAGGACGAGGGGAGGAAGUAUGCUUGGGAAAGGAGACACUGAAUGAGCGUUGGGAGAGAUAGGAGGAAAACCAAGAGAGGACAGAGUCACAGAGACUGAGCGAUUGAAGAGUUUGAAGGAGGAGAGGCAGCAGAGAGGUCAAGGAGAAUUAAUAUGGAGUAGUGACCUUUGGAUUUAGCUGCGAUUAGGUCAUUAGUGACUUUGAUGAGAGCAGUCUCAGUAGAGUGGAGAGGGCGGAAGCCAGACUGAAGAGGGUCAAGGAGAGAGUUGGAAUUGAGGAAGCGAGACUCACGGGCAAAGACAAGUCUUUCCAAAAGCUUUGAUGAGAAAGGAAGCAGGGAUAUUGGACGAUAGUUAGAAGGGAAGGAUGGGUCAAGAGAUAGACCAAUUCAGUGAUUUAUCUACAAGAGAUCUGAGAUCAGGGUAGUUAACACAAUAACAUAUUAUCACUGUGACCAUAGAUGGAAGAUCCCAUAGUAAAAAGAAAAAUCCUAAAAUAUGCCUUUCAGUGCAUAUCCUCAUUAACAUAAAUUAAAUCUGUAAAACUGUGUAGUUUGCCUAGUAUACUUUCAAUUGGGACCUUUCAUUUGUUGUGGGAAUUCUUAUGAAGUGAGGAGUCACUAUAAGUUGUAACACAAAUUGUGUGGAUUCCAGAGAGGAACGUCUAAAGAAGAACCCCUGGAGAAACAGAGGUCAUUGCCAAAAAGUAAUUAUGCGUAGUAAAAACGCAAAGCAGCAGUGGUUGGCUAAUCAUUUGGUGCACUGGAUACCCAGUAUCUGGGAUACUAAGUUCCAGAGUGUAUUAGUGUAUUAGUCCUACAUACUACCAACGAUGAUGCCAUAUCUGCCCUGGAAUUUGGAGUGACUGAUUAUUCUACGUAAUUUACCUUUCUGUGUUUCACACAACCUAGGGUUGUUACAGAAAGCCUGCAUAACUACAGGGCCACUGUUUAUUACUAACUCUGAGUUUCCUGUCGUGGUCUUUGGACCUUCUUCAGCUACUAAACCUGAUCCCCAGGCCAUGGUAUUCAGGAAUGUUUUUCACUACUGCUAAUUGUCUUGAUAAACUAUUUUGCUGUUUGUUUACAGAAGACGUAGUAGACUACAUGCCUACGGUAUGCAGUGAUAGAUAAUAAAUGUAAAAAUGUAAUUACUUCCCUUUUUUACUUUCAGUUGUAGAAAAAGGAUUCCUCUUAAUCCUCAACAAACAGAUAAAUAUAUACAAUACAGAGAAAAAACACCAUAUAGCAAAAAAGAGGCCCCUAAUGUUUGAAAUGCACUCACAAGAUGCCUACAGGUACAAUCUCCUCAUACAAAUGGAUGUUUGGAAAAAAACACCUGUUCUCCAAGCACAACACAAAUACACAGCAUUGUUCACAAGGUGAUUGUUUCAGCCAUAGAACACUGGAAGUUUUUUUUCACUAAACACCAGAUUUUGUCUGGAUGUCUGAAUUUCAACUGUGCCCACAGCCCCCACCCAUGAGCAGUGGGUGAGGGCAACUAAAAAAAUCAAAAGGAGGGGGUACUAAAGCAAACAGCUGUUGUCCACCAUUCCACCUAAUCCAUGGGCUUUGGGUCAGAGGGUGUUAAUGCCACAAGGGGGUGGACACAAAUGGCGGCUGAAAAAAAGCUUUACAAAAAAAAUGUACCUGUUUGUGCUCAGUGAUGACUCAGCUCCGACUGAGAUUUUAACAUGGGAAAAGCCUUUAUAAUAAAUGGCUUGAGGCAACAAACACUGCAGAGAUGCGCAAAAUCUUGCACGAAACACGCCAGAAUCGAAUCAGCAAAUCCCUCUGUAAGUCCCUAUCUGUAUGUAAUUUUACUUAAAUAAAAUUUAGUUUUUCCCCUUUUUCUGUGGAUUAAGUCAUUUUCCUACAUGAAAUCCAACAGUUCAGCCCAAUGUCAGGAAAAAAACUUUAUAAUGGUUUUCCCAUGCUUUGAAAUGUCACUAGUGCUCUGAUUGGUUUGCUCACAAGCAGGGACAGUCCAGUUUUGUGUUUCUAAAGCCCCACAAGAAAGAUGGGGGCACGCCAGUUGUAAAUUGUUUCAUACCAGUUUGUCUGUGUUCAUCUCGAAAGAGACGAAGGACGAACUAUGAGAUGUAAUUCUUUUUUCAUAUUUUGCAGGUAUGUUUAAUAAUACAAAAAAAAGGGGAGAGAAAAGACUACUGCCGUAGAAAUGAAUGUAUAGAGUUAAAAGAUAACUUUUAAUAAUGAUACAAUUAAAAUAAGGUUGAAAAACAAAUUUGAUUAUUUACACAAAAUCUCGAUAUGCCAAAAGGGAAUAAAGAGAAAUACACAAAUGACAAACAAGUGGUUGUUAUAUCUAGAUUGUUACAAAUUAAUCACUUGAUACAUAAUCGACAGACAAGUGGUUAUAGUAUCUAAAUUGCUGCAAAUUGAAAGCUUCACUUUACUUAUGCCACAGUGCAACAAAAUGUUAGUGUUGCUAUAUAGGUUCAAAUAUUAGUUUUGUAAUACGCCUGUGAACAGAGAUAUCACAUCAAAGGUAUACUGAACCUAAAACUGUCUGCACCUUCCUAAAAAUUCAAGGAGGGGUAAAGCAUAAAGUCUGUCUCAUAUAUAUUGUGUAUCUAUAAGAGGUAGACAGGAACAAAGAUAUAGAUAUAAAUUGAUUUGGAAUUAUAUAUGUCCAAUAUUAUCAUCAUGGAACUAAGCAAAAUUAAUUAGUCAAAUUCCCAAUGUAAGACAAUAAAAUGUAUUCCAAAAAUCUGUCUGUGCCUUCAUGAGCACCUACCUCAAAUAGAAAAACUAAACUAGCUAGCUAUACAAAGCCCUAAAAGAAGGGAGAGAGGAGGAAUCAAAGGAAAAAAGAAGUGAAUCUACUAAACGCCUUGAUAAGCGUAUGACUGUGCACAAUUACUUAAUAUUAUAAUCGCAGAUCACUUCUUUACUAUUUGAUUGCUAGUGGUAGAACGAACGAAAGCAGAUACUUUUAUAUAGAUCAUUAUAAUUUCUGUCUAGAUAAACAAAAGAGUCUAAUUGUACCUUCAUGGGCACCUACCACUGCUGAAAAGGCUAAGCUAGCUAGUAGUAAAAAAAUAAGCCCUGAUAAGCAUACCCAAGCCCCAAGAAACUAUAGUCAGAAAAUUGCUGAGCGGUACUGAUUAAAUCCCACCCGAAAGUAUAAUAAUUGGUAGUUAUAUCCAGGCUAAGGUAAUUCAAAAAAGGGAGCGAUUUCCCAAAAAAAAAACGACGCGUGUUUCGCCGGUAAGGCGGCUUUUCCCCUUGAAAAAACACUACAGGCUGAUCCAACUUUGAUGUAAUGUCCUUAAAACAAGUCAAAAUGAGGUUCAGUAGUGUGUGUGGCCUCCACGUGCGUGUAUGACCUCCCUACAAUGCCUGUGCAUGCUCCUGAUGAGGUGGCGGAUGGUCUCCUGAGGGAUCUCCUCCCAGACCUGGACUAAAGCAUCCACCAACUCCUGGACAGUCUGUGGUGCAAUGUGACGUUGGUGGAUGGAGCGAGACAUGAUGUCCCAGAUGUGCUGACCCAUUACUGACCCACUGCCAAACCCAGGGACGUAUUAGCCGCGAGGCAAACAAGGCAUUUGCCUUGGGCUGCAUUUUUAAGGGGGCGGCAAAAAACGCCGCCCCCAAAUGCCCAGGGCAAAUGCCUAGUUAGCUUUGCGGCUGACAGGCAUGCUGGGCUGGCUGGUGGGCGGCGCUGGCCAGGCGGCUGGCGAGGGAGCACUUCCUCUGAGCUGUCUGCUCAGCUCCCUUGCGCGCUGCAGAGUGAGGCUGGGAGCCGGGUUGAUGACGUCAUAUUCCGGCUCCCAGCCUCACUCUGCGGCGCGCAAAGUGCUCUCUCGCCAGCCGCCCACCUGCCCGCCCGCCCAGCAGCCACUGGACCCCCUGGGAGAUAAUGAACCCCUUCCCCCCCAGCACUCCCAAUGGUAAGGAGGCUGGGGGGGUUAAAUAAUAAAAAAAAAAAGUGUUAAUGUGAGUGACUGUGUGUGUGUGUGUGUCUGACUGUGUGCGUGUGUGUGUCUGACUGUUUGUGUAUUUGUGUCUGACUGUGUGUGUGUGUGUCUGACUGUGUGUUUGUGUCUGACUGUGUGUGUGUGUGUGUCUGACUGUGUGUGUGUGUGUGUAUUUAGAAGGUGGGGCGGGGGGGAAGGGUUGGGUGGGGGCGCCUGAGUUUUGUCCUGCCUAGGUCAGUACAAAACCAGGAUACACCACUGGCCAAACCGGUCAUGCUGGAGGAUGUUGCAGGCAGCAGAACGUUCUCCGUGGUGGCUCCAGACUCUGUCACGUCUGUCAUAUGUGCCCAGUGUGAACCUGCUUUCAUCUGUGAAGAGCACAGGGCACCAGUGGCGAAUUUGCCAAUCUUGGUGUUCUCUGGCAAAUGCCAAACGUCCUGCACGGUGUUGGGUGCACCAUCAUGGAGUCUGUUUCUGACCAUUUAAGCAGACACAUGUACAUUUGUGGCCUGCUGGAGGUCAUUUUGCAGGGCUCUGGCAGUGCUCCUCCUGUUCCUCCUUGCACAAAGGCGGAUGUAGCGGUCCUGCUGCUGGGUUGUUGACCUCCUACGGCAUCCUCCACAUCUCCUGAUGUACUGGCCUGUCUCCUGGUAGUGCCUCCAUGCUCUGGACACUAUGCUGACAGACACAGCAAACCUUCUUGCCACAGCUCGCAUUGAUGUGCCAUCCUGGAUGAGCUGCACUACCUGAGCCACUUGUGUGGGUUGUAGACUCCGUCUCAUGCCACCACUAGAGUGAAAGCACCGCCAGCAUUCAAAAGUGACCAAAACAUCAGCCAGGUAGCAUAGGAACUGAGAAGUGGUCUGUGGUCACCACCUGCAAAAGCACUCCUUUAUUGGGGGUGUCUUGCUAAUUGCCUAUAAUUUCCACCUUUUGUCUAUCCCAUUUGCACAACAGCAUGUGAAAUUGAUUGUCACUCAGUGUUGCUUCCUAAGUGGACAGUUUGAUUUCACAGAAGUGUGAUUGACUUGGAGUUACAUUGUGUUGUUUAAGUGUUCUCUUUAUUUUUUUGAGCAGUGUACCUUGCAGAAGUCUCCUGUGUGUGACUAAAGUUUCAAUUUGCAAAUAAAGAGACAAAACAUCUAAAGCAAGUUAACAUCUGAAAAUUAAAACAUUUCCCCUGUGCAGGCUGUGUCAGUCACAUUUACUGUGUGACUAGGGGCUGCAUGGACAGAAUGGACAGUGAUUUAACUCCUAUAUGGCAAAGAAUUGAGCAUUGAGACCUGAGAGGCAUGAUUCAUACACUAAAACCGCUUCAUUAAGCUAAGGUUCUUUUGGUGACUAUAAUGUCCUUUUAAUUUAAUGCCAGGUUUAGCUGAAUUAUAAGAACUAGACAUUAAAAUUGAAAUUAAAGAAUUUUGUUUAAGAAAUUGUAUAUAUCAUAUAUUUGAUUCAUAUAAUUGUGACAUGUUUGGAAGUAAAUACAUCAAAAAGUGUCUCUGCAUUAUAUAGAUCAUUUCAUGCAGGUGAUAUCUUCCAUUUACUGUUUCCUUUAAUAUAAACUUCCAAAGUAUUCUUCUUAUGAGUAGAACUAUCAUGUAAGAAUUGUUGUUAUGUUAAACAUCAAAAUGAUUGGCAUGUAUUGCACAGUAACAAGUUGCAUGACUGAAUCAAUAACGCUCUUAGUUUUCUGUUGUGUAUUGAUAUGUAGCAUAUUGUUCACCAUGUUUUAUUUUGUACCAGACAACAAGCUGUCAAAGUUUGGAACAGACAUUUUACCAGGAUUGUUAAUUAGAAUUAUUUCACUCCAAGGACUGCUACGUCCGCCUGGGCUCCAAUCGAUUUUCAGUUUAUGUUGCGGCUGAAAACAUUCAUAAUAUGCAUAGUAAUAUAGGUUGAGAAAAAAAAAUUAAAACCAUUAAGGUCAUCUGUUCAUGCAUGCCUUUUGUUGCUGUUGACCCAAAGGAAGGCAAAGAAAAUUCUGUCUUGAAGUGAUUUACAGGGGUGCGCCAAACUGGAAUUUAAAUCCUCCUUGACCACAAUAUGGCACCAGAAAUGUCUCCCUGGGCCAACAAACUAUGAUUAAUAAGGUCAAGUUUAAUUUUCAUAGACUAGCAAAUCCCCGAAAAUUAAGUUAAAUGGUGUACAUGCAAAUUUUCAUAGGUACCUCCCUAUAGUUGGAACUUUCCCUCCUCACCUAUCUACCUUACUGAGGUUCCACUCAGUUCUACCCCCUUUCAGUUCUUCCUACCUUCUUAGACAUUAUUUGUCCCUUCUGUUUUGUUUUCCUUCUUUGAAACUGUCUCUAGACAUUUAGCCAGCUACUCCUUAAGCACCGCAAAUGUGCGUAAAGCAGGUUCAGUUUAUCAUGAAUGUAAAUAUUGUACCUGAGUGUAACAUGACCACAAUGCUCUAAAAACUUUCCUUCUUAUACCAAGACUUCAGCUGUGCCCAAAUUUCUGUGAUCUCGUACUGCCGUUUUACUAUUAGAUGUAGCACAUUUAGUCCCUGUGAACCCAUUCUUUAGGACCUUUUCACCGUCAACAGCCUUUAUUACUGUUACAGUAUGGUUCAAUGGUCAUCUCCUACUACUCCCAAUAAUCUUUUCCCUUGUUCAGAGAAGUGGUGAAUACAAACAAUGAAUAAAAGGCAAAGUGUUUGGUUGAUAUGAUUAGAGAUCAGCGGUUUGACCUGUCUGUCCUCUUAAUAAUUUAGUCCCCGACCACCGUAACCUGUCUUCUCUUUCCUGCAUUCUGGAUCCAAUCCAUGCUAAAAUUCCUCUAGCACAGCUGCUUUGUAACCAUCAUUCUUGCCAUCUCCACUCAGCUCUUCUGAAGUGGAGGCAUUCAGAACUGGCCACUCUCUUCCCUCCCUCUUGCAAGUGCACCUUCCUCUUCCCUCCGUCUUGAACUACGACUCUACCUGUUCUAUAUUUUUGUGAUCUGAGAUAUUUCUACGUGCAUUACUAGAUGUCUCCUUUAAGUUCUGGCCAGUGAGCAAUGUGCCCCUUCCAUUGCUAUCAGUCUGCCUCAGUAUUAGAAUUUAUCUCUGAAUAUUUAUCUCUGAAUAUUAUGCGCAAUAUUUGAGUGGCCUCACCACCAUACUUACAAUCCUUGUUAAGCUUUUAUUUUUACCAUAUGGAUAGCAGAGGAUAAGGUCCCUAACAUGAAGGCACCUUGACAGCACAAGCAGUGCAAGCAAAGAUGUCAUGUCUUAGUCACAGUAACAUAGAAGGGUAGAUGGAGUUUUCAGAGAAUUAAUCCUGCCACUGAACAUGCCACUGUUAUUUACUAAAGUACAGUGAGAUAAGGUAGUGGUAGGCUUACUAUGGAGUCAAAUUGCUGCUGACACCUUCAAUACUGUGAAAUCGACACAUGAAGAUGAAGAGCUAGGGUGGCUUUGUACAACCAAUUCAACGUGUCAACCAGUGGUCAGAGACUCAUAGCUAAAUGUGUGCUCAUGCCAUACAAACACCUGGAAGGAUAAUGAAGAAGUGAAAUUUACUUAUUAUGAUGAAUUUAAGAUGGUUUGUGGGGUGUGAAAGCGAAUCUUUCCAUUUUUGCAUAAAUAUGUGAAAAGAGUUUAUUCAAAAACCAAAGUCCUGCACUCAUCAUCUUGUAGCACCAUAACCAGUAUGAUAAGUUGUAGCACGUACGUUCCCCUAAUUUAGGAGAAGUAGACUGCUUUACUGUAAAUUGUCAAUCACGUAUGUAUGGAAUGUUUAUAAGCACAGAGUAUUUUACUCGGGACUUUCAGAACUUUUCCAGAAAGCACACAUCCACCGGGGAGAUAAUUAAAGUGCUGCUACUCUAUGAGUUUUCCGUUUCAAACUUCCGCUGAUCAUUUCACUGCACUUUCUCCUUUAUAUGCACGUUUUUUUUUUUUCUUGGCUUCAAUAACCAGAGAAAAACAUCUUAGAGAUUUUCAAAAAAUAUGUAAUAUUCAUCAAGUGCAUCUCUCUCCAGGGGUGCUGUUGGCUGACCUUUUCAUUAAAGUAAGGUUUUGUGAGAAGAUGUAAUUGGUUGUGGUUUUUAAUUAUGUUAAAUUUCUAAUCACGGCUUACUAGUUGAAGCCCCAAACAAAAAUGAGUAAAUUCUUACUUUAUGGACAGAAUAUAUUUUCAGUGUUUCCCAUUCGUACACAUGUUAACAUGUUCAGAGGGUAACGUGUCUGCAUGGACUUGUUUUUUACAUUUUUUUUUUUAUGAAUGUAAUAUCUCCAUGAUAAACUUAAAAAGAAAGGGGUCAACUCUGAUCUACUGUGACCAUUUAAGGAGCCAUGAGAGGAGAUACACAUCGAGAAUGCAAUGUGGUCCCAGCAAACUGAUGGUCUAGGUAGAAUUAACAGUAGAUGCAAAAUGGCAAAUAUAGCCAAACAUAUGUUACUACUCAUAUUAUCCUUGAGGCCAUGUAACCAAUGAGAAUUUGGGGGGAAAUAAGUCCAUUGUGGAUAUCAUUUUAUCAUUCUGUAUACAAUAUAUCUAAAUUAAAAUGCAGUGAAAAUGGCCGAAUUCCGACCAGAAUGGUAAUUCUCAUAUUAACUAAAGCCAAAUCCAGUUGGAAUUCAUCCGGUUUGAGGGAAUCUGCAACACUUGCUUGAGUGUAGUCAGUGUCCGGAUUAAAAUCCGUGCUUUUGGCAUCUGAAUCCUUUACAAUGUAUAGGAUUCUGUAUAUUCACAAAGCACCAAUUUUAAGCAAAAUCAGGUCCAAUUACACCAGCAAUAAAAUGACACAAAUAAUUGCUGCAUCAAAUUUGCCCUUUUAAUUACAUUUCUUUUUGUUCUACAUCUCUUAAUUUUGUGCCCAUUUUCCAGUGCCUGUCAUAUUCAGUCAUACGUUCCCAUCUUAGUGCAUCCUUUUGUCUAACAUCUUUUAUUUGGAAACAUGUCUGUUUGUUGGUGAUGGGUCUGAAGAUCUUUAUACAUUUAGAUGGAAUCAUUUUGUAUCAUUGGCAGUUAGCAAAGGUUGUCAGAAUACAGUUCUUAAUGGGUAUUAAUGGGUUAGAACUUCACAAUAACCAUCACACUUCCCCUGCCGCAUUAGUUUGAAUUUUCCUCAGAAUUUACCCCUUAUUAUUAUUAUUAUUAUUGUUAUUAUAAUGUUGUUAUUAUUAUGUUAUUAUUUAUAUAGCGCCAACAAAUUCCGCAGCACUUUACAGUGGGUGGACGAACAGACAUGUAGUUGUAACCAGACAAGUUGGACACACAGGAAGAGAGGGGUUGAGGGCCCUGCUCAAUGAGCUUACAUGCUAGAGGGAGUGGGGUAAAGUGACACAAAAGGUAAGGAUAGUAUUAGACUAAUACAGUUGCAAGAAAGGAAUCAGUCGGGAGCUAUUAACAGUUUAAUUGAUAUGCUUUUAUGAAGAAGUGGGUUUUUAAUGAUUUUUUGAAGGUUGGAGACUGGGUGAGCAUCUAACGGAGGAAGGAAGUGAGUUCCACAGGAACGGUGCAGCCCUAGCGAAGUCUUGAAGGCAAGUAUCAGAGGUGGUGAAAGCUUUUUUUCAGGACAUCCCUUCUUGCUCUUUGGGCACAUUUUCUUUUUUAUUUUAGACAUUUCAUACAAAGUCCUUACAUUGUGCCUUUAAUUGCCUUGUACUAGCCUUUUCCAAACUUGUUUGUGAGUUGGUGUUAUGGUAACCGUAGAAUGGUAUAGAAUACGGGCAUCUUCCAGGAGCUAGCCUCCACAGCUGCAGGUCUUACAAUGUACUUUCCGUUACCAGGAUACCUGUGGAGAUUUGCAUGUGAUUUUCAUGGACGUUGUUCUGAAGUAAACAUUUACUGCAGUCCUCCAAGGGAGCUCAGUGAUGUGCUGAAUGAUGUUCUUAUUAAAAUAAAACCCACGUUUUCAGCAGCUUAACUGGAUAAUUAUUAGAAAGACACAUUGCAUUCAUGUGCCAUAGCAGUCUUGCAGGGAAAUGGCCGCUACAGUACAUAUGUGAUCAGUGGUCGUUGCUGAAUAAGGUUUAGUUUAGAGAAUAUACAUUUUCAGGACACAUUGUUAAUGGGUGUUAUAAGCAGUAUUUGUGUUUUAGCAUACUAAAAUGUGAAGCUGUGUCUUAAUAAUUAUCUACAAAAUGUGUCCAGUUUUGCUAUUAUAUAAGUGUAGAUUAUUUAAAACUAUGAACGUCCUUUCCUGGAAACAGUACCAGAUUUUUAACUGCCUUUUCCUGCUACGUAACGUGGCUGAUUGCUGAGGUCAUCCAAAAAUCAAGUAUAAUGUAUUGUAUAAUGAGUUGUAAAAAAAAAGGCUAAAAUAGCAUAAACUGCUGUAAAACAGCCAUCAGAGAGACAGGGCCUCAACUAAAGUAGUACCUGUGUUAUUAGAUUGAUUUUAAUCUGGACAUUUAAAGAAAAAAAAUAUUACAAAAAAAAAAAAAAAAGAUUUUAAUAAGAGCAUUUAAAGAAUAAACUCUCUUUAGAAAACCCACAUGGCAUGACAAGAUUGACUGUAAUAGAGCAAUGGUCUUCCCUAACUACAUUUUUCAAGUGAUGGUACUGGCAGCUAUAUGAUUAAAUACCUUCCAAUUGUCCCUAUUUAGGAAAAACAGUCCCUAAUUUGGACACAAAGCCCUUUGUCCCUCUUUCUAUCCUAAUAUCACUCAGCAGUGCUAUAUACUUAGAAAUCAAUCUGUGUAAAGAAGAUACAUUGUUUUUGUUCUAAAUUACAUUUUAGUUGCAUAAAUUGUUUUUAGUAAAUCACCUAAAAUUACUCAGAACAGCCCUAACCCUGGCCACACCCACUGUCACACUCCUAAAUUCUUUUGUCCGUUUAAAAUGUUGGGACGUAUGUGACUCCAUAGUUUAAAAGAAAUCUCAGUUUUUCUAAAGCUUUAAAUGUUGGGGUAUAUCCCUUAUCUGCCGACUUAGCAACCCUUACUUCAUUUAAAUAAUUCUAGAAAUUUGUUCCCCAUAUGCAACAAUGAACCUUGGUUGCCCAUGACCCUGAUGCCGGUUCACCGGUUGUCCUUCCUUACACCACUUUUGGUAGGUACUAUUCAUUGCAUCCUGGGAACAACUCACAAGACUUGCUAUUUCGAAGAUGUUCUAACCCAGUUGUCUAGCCAUCACUAUUAGAGCCUUGCCAAAGUCACUCAGAUCUUUUCACUUGCCCAGAUUUCCUGCUUCCGACACAUGACAUUCAAAAAUGGACUGUGCACUUGCUGACUAAGAUAUCUCACCCAUUGGCAUGUACCAUUGAAUGAUAAUGAUAUAACCAACGAUAUUCACUUCAGCUGUCAAAAAAGCACCAUGUAUUGCUAUAUUCCCCAUGAUAACUAUUCAUGUAGCUUAUUUGGUUUGUGUAUCAGCUGCAAUGUUUCUAACCCUUUGCAGGGUAUUUGCUAACUGAUGAUGACUGUGCAUUCUGAACCUCUCAUCAUUAUGAAUAACAUUUGAGGCUGGUGGGUUUUGUAAAAAAAUUUUCUUCCCAUUAUAGUAAAAUUAAUUUAAUUGCUACACAAUCACAAAAUUUGAAUUUUAAUAAGUAUUUAUUUUUCCCCAAAUAACUUGGCAGAAGAAGUGGUGAGUUCUCUAAUCUCUUCCUCUGUUUUUAAGAUAUAAAUUGAAGACUGAGAUUUACUGUAGGUGUUAGUACCGCUAAUCCUGACACUUGUAGCCAUUCCAGGCUAAGGGGAAAGAGAGAUAGGAGAAAGGCAUUGUGUGUUUGCCAGCAUCGUUACAGAUUGCAAGUGAGAGAAAAGAGAAUCACAAAGUUCCCAAGAUUAUUUGAAGCAUGUAAGUUGGCACGCAGCAACGGACGAAACUUUGUAACCAUGGCAGCUAUCUUCCUUCAGCAGGAGCCCACUCAUUCAGCUAGAGAUGGAGAUCUGAAUCACAGGAUUUUCUAGUAAUUCACACAACAGCAAAACGCUUUCAUUAGAACUGAUACAAGGUUAUUAGCGAUGCAUUAAGGGUUUACAUACUGAUUUAGGAUCAACAAUACAUACACACUUCAUCACACCAUCUCUUACAUGUGAUACAGGUCUGCGUGUAAUGAGAAGGAAUGUUAUGCUCCAACAAACCGAGGCUUCUGGUGUGACCCGGAAUCACAGACUGGUCAAGAUGUUAUGGCGUUCUUAUUUGUAAAAGCCAGGAUGGUUUGGGCAAGGGUUUGUUUGUCAGUGGAUUAAAGGAGAGGAAUACUUAUGUAUCUCUUUCAGAUGAGCGUCCAUUGCAAUUAGCUGUGAAGUUUGAACCUUAAAGGACCACUAUAGUGCCAGGAAAACAAACUAAUUUUCCUGGCACUAUAGGGUCUUUAGGCCCCCAACCCUCAGGGUCCCACUCUCGCCGGGCCGAAGGUAGAGGAUGGGAUUAAACUCUUACCUUUCUUCAGCGCUGGAGAACUCUCCUCCCUCUUCCUUCGUCAGCGCUGAAUGCGCAUGCACAGCAAGAGCCGCACGCACAUUCAAACAGUCCAUAGGAAAGCAUUUCUCAAUACUUUCCUAUGGACGUCAGCAUCUUCUCACUGUCAAUGAGACAGCCAUUAGAGGCUGGAUUAACCCAUUUGUAACCAUAGCAGUUUCUCUGAAACUACUAUGUUUACAGCUGCAGGGUUAACCCUAGAUGAACCUGGCACCCAGACCACUUCAUUGAGCUGAAGUGGUCUGGGUGCCUAUAGUGGUCCUUUAAUGCCUGUCUGUGCUCAUUUGCAUGUCAACAUUUUUUAAUUAGAUCAGUUCCAUAAAUGUUUAAGAAUACAUAAUCCUCUUUUUGUAAAUCAGGACUGCAGUAGGAAGCACAUCUAGUGGAUCUCUGAAUGACAGUCACCAGAGGCAGGGCCGGACUGGGAGAAAAAUUCAGCCCGGACAUUUUUUUAGCACAGCGGCCCACUAAGAAGGGGGCGGGGCAGAGAGGGUGUGUUUCGUCAUCACCAAAGACAAACACGCCCCCUCUCAAAGUGAGCGUUGGGUCAAUGCUCUUCCAGGGCAGAGCUCUGCUAAAGAGCUCUAGCAUGAGAAGAAAAAAAAACCUGUAUUUGUUCUGCACAGUGCAAGCAAAUUUAAUAACAUGCUUGCAUUGUGUUUCCUUGAAACUUGUCUCUGGUGUCUCUAUAAAUGGAUACCAGGAGACAAAAGGGCAAGGAAAGCGUAUUGUGCAUGUGUAUGGAGCCUGCUUUGGGAUUGUGUGUGUGCAGAGUGAGCUGGUCGUGGUUUGGUAUUGUGUAAUAAGGUUGGUUUUAGUCGUGUUGUGUUUGUGGUGUAAUGUAAUGCAUAUGUGGCUAGGAGCUGAAGAGAAUGUGUGUAUAGGGGAUGUAGUAAAUGUAUGCACACAGGCUAUAGUGUGUGUGUGUAUAUAGGUGAUGUAGUGUUUGUAGGGGUUGUAGAGAGUGUGCGUUUAGGGGUGUAGCAUGUGUUUGUUUACAAGGAAUCUAGUGUGUGUGUAUCAGGGAUCCAAAGUGUGUAUGUUAGGAAUGUAGUGUGUGUAGGUGGUGCAGUGUGUGUGUGUGUGUAUACAGGAGUCUAGUGUGUGUUUGAAGGACCCAGAAUGUGUAUGAGAUCUAGUGAGUGUGUGUAUAUAACGGAAUCAGAGUGUAUAUAGGGAUUUAGUGUGUGUAUAUGAUCCAUAGUUGGGCAAGGGAUAUAGUGUGUGUCUGGAAUGUAAUAUGUUUAGCGGUGCAGUAUGUGUGUGAGCGGUUCAGUGUGUGUGAACGGUGCUGUGGUGUGUGUGUGUAUAUAUAUAUAUAUAUAUAUAAAAUAUAUAUAUAUGUUUGGAAGUAUUGUGUGUGUGUGUGUGUUUAGUGCAGUGUGUUGGGGUUCUGCGUGUAUGUGUGAGGGGUGCAGUGGGUGUCUGUGAGGGGUGUAGUGUGUAUGAAGGGUGCAGUAUGUGUGUGUGAUGGAUGUUGUGUUUGAGGGGUGCUGUGUGUGAAGAUGCUGUGUAUGUUGUGUUUAAGGGUGCUGUAUGUGGGUGCUGUGUUAAAGGGUGCAGUGUGUGUGAUUUGUGUGUGUGUGUGAUGUGUGUGAAAGUGCUGUGCUGUGUGUGAGAGUGCUGUGUGUGAUGUGUGUGAGAGUGCUGUGUGUGAGAGUGCUGUGUGUGAGAGUGCUGUGUGUGAUGUGUAAGAGUGCUGUGCUGUGUGUAAGAGUGCUGUGUGUGCUGUGUGAGAGUGCUGUGAGUGAGAGUGCUGUGUGUGCUGUGUGUGAGAGUGCUGUGCUGUGUGUGAGAGUGCAGUGUGUGUGAUGUGUGUGAGAAUGCUGUGCUGUGUGUGAGAGUGCUGUGUGUGAUGUGUGAGAGUGCUGUGUGUGAGAGUGCUGUGUGUGCUGUGUGUGAGAGUGCUGUGUGUGAGAGUGCUGUGUGUGAGAGUGCUGUGUGAGUGCUGUGUGUGCUGUGUGUGAGAGUGCUGUGUGUGAAUGUUAAAAGUGAUUGUGUGUUGGGAGGGUAAAAAAAAACAACAACAAAAAUGCAUUAUAUCUGCCCCCCCCCCCCUUACCUUUUGCCUGGGAGGGGUCCGGCACGGUGGUAGCUGGGAGGAGGGGGACCGGCACACUCACAUCAUCCCUGGUGGUCCAGUGGAGUUCACUCUCGCGAGAUCUGGCGCGUUGCCAUGGCAACGCUCCGGAUCUCGCGAGAGAAACCCGGCGGAGCUGCAAGUUAGAGCUCCGCCGGGUCCUCUCCCUCCCUCCCCAGCCGCAGGUCUGUUUAAAUGGGCCGGUGAGGGAGAUCUUUGAUCUCCCCACCGGCCCUCCAUGGAAGACAGCGGGGCCGGCGCUCGGAUAGUGCCGGCCCUGCAGGAGCCGGCCGGGGAGAUCCUGUGACCUCCCCUGCCGGCCUCGGCCCCACGGCCACCGCGGCCCACCGGGCAUUUGCCCGGUGUGCCCGAUGGCCAGUCCGGGCCUGACCAGAGGUGCCUUUUCAGGGUUUACAUUGGCCAACCGCAGAGACAGUUGUUUCACAUCAAAAGCACUACAUUAAGCUGUAGUGAUUUUAUUGCUUAGGGUGUGCCGUAAAGAGAGACUAUAGACACCAAAACAACUUGAGCUUAAUGAAGCAGUUUUGAUGUAUAGAUCAUGCGCCUGCAGUCUCACUGCUCAAUCUCUGCCAUUUAGGAGUUAGAUCAUGCAGUGAGUCACACCUCCCUGCAUGUGACUUACACAGCCUCCCUAAACACUUCCUGUAAAUAUAGGUCUAAUAUUUACACUUCCUUUAUUGCACAUUCUGUUUAACUUAGAAUUUAUCUCCUGUUCUGUUAAUGACAUUCAAGAGUCUGCAGGAGCUUCCUGUGUGUGAUUAAAGUUAAAUUUACAGAGCAGGAGAUAAAAAUUCUAAAGCAAGUUAACAUCUGAUUAAAAAAAUAUAUAACUAUUUUUUCCAUGCAGACUGUAUUAGUCAGGCCACAUUUGGCAAGGGCUGCAUGAACAGAAACAAAAGUGAUAUAACUCCUAAAAGGCAGAUGAUUGGGCAGUGAAACCGCAGGGGCAUGAUCCAUACACCAAUACCACUCUAUUAAGAUAAAGAUUAAGAUUUUGGUGCUCAUGCAGCAGAUAAAGUAGAAAGAGGGUUCAAGAGGUACCCAUACAGUAGACAAAUGGAAAUAAUGAACAGGUUUCAGGCUAUACAUAAGGUUCAGUCGGGUCAUGGCAGAAUAAGGAGGUCGUGGGACAUAAUUCAGCAAUUCAGGAUGCCUGUGCGGUGUGUACACACCAGACCGCACCGCGUUAAAUAAAAUGUAUAUAAAUCUUUUUUCCAUAUAUACUUUUAUAAACAUAUAUAUAUUUUUAACUAUCAAUAAAUCACAUUACAUCACUCAUGGUACAAACAACUUAGUAUUAAAUUAAAUGUAUCCAUAAAUUGGGUUAUCAGAAAUACUAUGCUGGUGGCGUAGAGGUCAAUGGUGACAAAUGAAUGACAAAACAGAGCAGGAGAACCCUUCUGCAGAUGAUUGUCCUACUCUCUGUCACAUGUAUUCCUCUAGCAGGCAUGUCUUGUGCUUGCAAAGGAGAAUAUAGAAAUAGAUUGCAUAUGUCACUUCAUUCUGAUCUCAAUGAGCUAGGAGUAAAGUCAAGGUGUCAGUACCAGGGGGUAGAAUUUAUCUUUUUGGAGAAUUGCUCCCAAGGAGGGCCAGCAGCACCAGGGAGGUGCAAGACCAAGGCUGAAAUGAGAAUGGGCGUUAUAUCUAACAUUCAGAUCUCCAUUCACAGGCUGUCAGGGAAAGUCUCCUGGAGAGUCUCAUGUUAUAUCUUCUACCACGUCACUAUUUGAAUGUAUAGGAUACUUCUGGAUCAAGUUGGUGGUGGGACACAUUGGAUGAACCUGGAUGAUUGACAGUUAGCCUGGCAUGCAUUCAUCCCAGCCUGGCAUAUCAAUUCAUCAUGCGGACCUGCCCCCUUUCUGGGUGAGACUACCCUCUUUGGGCAGUGCCAGCAAGGUGAUCCACGAGAUGCAGAUGUUAGGGGUAUGCAAUCAUGGCAAUGCAGGCACAUUAGACAGGAGGUAAGUAAGGCCAUAACAGCUCCUAAAUCAAUUCAGUGUAUAAUUUAUCUUUCUGAUAAAUUAUAUGUUCAUUGCUUUAGGACCUGUUAUCUGAUAUGGUGAACCUCUGAUUAUGGUUAGUAUUAUCCAGCCUUUUUAUAUAUUUUUUGGCUACCUGUCCUUAAAAUGGAAACCUCGAUGCAGAUUCACCAUCAGCCUAUUAUAGCUAAGCUUUCAGUAUCUGCUAAUAACUGGUUUAAUAAUUUUCUAGCCUCUGAGCAUUCACUGGUUAAAUCCUAUUCGUAGAAUAUGUUCCUUUAUCUCUGUUUUUUUGCAUCUCGUUAGCCAGAUGCCAUGAAUAUAAACCAUUACCAGCUAUUAAAUCACAGAGACUUCAUAAUCCUGAAGAUAAAAAUAGUCAUUAGAAAUUGCUUUCGACUUAUUGCCCUUGGUAAAGGAAAAGCAAAGCCUUACUGACCUAAGGAUUAAAACUAAAGAAUGGAAUAUUACAGUACACAAUGGCUUUCCAAAAAAGCAUAUAAAGCCAUUAAAACAUUUAAAAUGACACACCAAGUCAUUGUUGAACACCAGUUUUUAUGUUGUAUAGAUCAUGCAUAAAAAAAAAAAAAACAAACGUCAUUAUUUUCCGCAAAUCCAGAGAAUUUAAAACUUCUACAAUGAUAACAAUAGAGACCCGGAAGAAGGAGGCAGCACUGCUCCCAGUUAUUAAAGCAGAUCUGUGAAAUCUCUGGUUAGGGUAUGUUGGCUGCGGGAUGCAAUAGAAGGUAGGUUUACAUACAAAUAACUGUCCCUUGCGCCCACUGCCAUCUUUUUCCUUGAGGUCUUCUUCAGUUCCUUGCACUUCACUUCCUAAUAGCCUCAUCAGGGAAAUUUAUGGAGGAUCCUAUGAUAGCGCAGGAGCUUCCACAGAUGACAUCUUGCGAUGAGCGAGACCAUGAUUGAAUCCCACGAUCAUCGCUUAUGACGGAUGUGAAUGACAGAAUUUUCACUAGUGUUACUGCAGGAUACUAACCAUAAAAUUGUAGUUUCACGGACUCCAACAUAAAACCUUACACCUGAUAUCAACCAUACUCCAGCUACUUUCAAUGCUUGUGCAGUCAGUCCAAAGACGAUGACAUUUGUUAAAAACCCAAAAUGUUAUAUCUUGCCGUUCUUUUAUUUUAUAUGAUGUUUUUGAGCCACAUUAAAUUCCAUUGUGCAGAUUAAUACGUUUAGGGUCAGAGAGCCCUCCCAGCACUGAUAGAUACCUCGCCCUUCACAUGACUUCCUGUCUGCUAUCAUUAGGCAGCUUGUCUAGAAACCUGCAAUGUUGCCAACUCCUGGAAACCAAAAUAAAUGCUAAUAAUCUGUGGAAAAUGUGGGACACGUGUAAGCAGCAUAUGUACGUGUUGCUGAAAUCAGAAACUCAUCAUAAUCCUACUGCGCGGUUGCUGUAUUUCUUAAAAAACAAAAUCAGAACUAACAUAUAUAGUAUAUGUAAAUAUUAUAUUAUCCUGUCACCGGGGGAUUAUAUUCUCUGCAGUAGUUCAACUUCUACUAUGCUUUAAGAAAGUCGGUGAGCUGGUUCUAUCCUGUAAGAAAGGUAAUUAACUUGUUCUAUACUGGAAAAGAGGAGAUGAGCUGUUUUUGUAUUGUAGGAGAGGAGCUGGUUCUCCAUGCUGUAGGAGAGGAGAUGAGCUGGUUUAUACUGUAGACAAGGAGAUAAACUGGUUCUAUACUGUAGAAGGGGAGAUGAGAUGAACUGGUUCUAUAGAGUAGGAGAUGAAAUGAGCUGGUUCUCCAUGCUGUAGUAGAGUAGAUGAGCUGGUUCUAUACUGUACGAGAGGAGAUGAGCUGGUUCUUCAUGCUGAAGGAGAGUAGAUGAACUGGUUAUAUACUGUACAAGAGGAGAUUAGCUGUUUUUGUAUUGUAGGAGAGGAGCUGGUUCUCCAUGCUGUAGGAGAGGAGAUGAGCUGGUUUAUACUGUAGACAAGGAGAUAAACUGGUUCUAUACUGUAGAGAGGGAGAUGAGAUGGUUCUAAGCUGUAGGAGAGGAGAUUUACUAGUUCUAUACAGUAGGAGAUGAGAUGAGCUGGUUCUAUACUGUAGGAGAUGAGAUGCACUGGUUCUAUACUGUAGAAGAGGAGAUGAACUGGUUCUAUAGAGUAGGAGAUUAAAUGAGCUGGUUCUCCAUGCUGUAGGAGAAUAGAUUAACUGGUUCUAUACUGUACGAGAGUAGAUGAGCUGGUUCUCCAUGCUGAAGGAUAGUAGAUUAACUGGUUCUAUACUGUACAAGAGGAGAUGAACUGGUUUGGUGCUGUAGGAGAGGAGAUGAACUGGUUCUAUACUGUAUGAGAGGACAUGAGCUGCUUCUCCAUGCUGUAGGAGAGGAGAUGAGCUUGUUCUCUAUACUGUAGGUGAGGAGAUAAACUGGUUUUAUACUGUAGAGUAGAUGGAAUGCGUAUAUGUAGGAGGAAAAGAGAUAAACUGCUUUUGUACUGUAGAAGAAAUCUACUCUAUGCUUCUAUGCUCUGCAAGCAACUGUUUCCAACUAUCCUAACAGGUAGUAAACUUAAAAAAUGUAGCGCCAGUACAAAAAUCUCUGGAAAUAUGAAAAUGUAUAAUACAAUGGGAUAAGAUAAAAUAAAAUAAAAAGUCCACAGUAAACAGUCCAACCAAAAGGAAAUAAAAUACCACUUGUAGACAGUGGCGGAUCCAGGGGGGAGGGGCAAUGGGGCAAUUGCCCCCCCAAGAUUCUCCCCUGCCGGCUAAUGCAGGGCUGGCAUUGUCCAAGUGCCAGCCGUGCAAUGUGCCUUCACGGAUCGAAGGGGAGAUCAGAGCCUGCAGCUCCUCUGGGUCCUACCCUCGUGAGCACGGAGCGUUGCCACGGUUACCAUGGCAACGCUCCAAAUCUCACGAGAGUGAAUUCUCGCCCUGGAGCGCGGGCUAGAGUUCACUCCUACCACUGGGACCACCAUGGAAUCCCCACCGGACCACCAGGGACUAAGAAGUGUCCCCCCUCCUCCCAGUAAAGGUUGGAAGGGAGGGGGGACAUAACGAAUAUUUAUAUUAUUAAAUAAAAAUAAACAUUAUUUAAAAGCCUCCCUACCCUCCUCCCCCCACACACACUGCACACCCAUAGACACAAACACCUUAUAGCUAUCUGUUGGAUGAAAGAAUGGUCCAAGGAGCGUGUUUCUUGAUUAUCCAAUGUAGGAAACAAUCUGUCCAGGUCAUACAUGCCCGUACUCUCUUCUCAGAAAUAAUACAAAAUGAUUUUGCUUUUUAUUGACGAAGCUUUAUUCAAAAUUAAGUUACAGAAAGAUUGCAAAUGUUAUAGCAGACAGAAACUUUUACAGAGUUGGAAAAGGAGGGAUGGGUCCAAUAGACAAAUAAUAUAGACACAUUUCAUGUGUGUCUUGAAUUCUUUUGGGAUUACUUUUGAGAUUCUCUGGUACAGCAUCCUUCCUGACUCACAGUUCAAAUACCAUUGCUUCCUAAUUGUGAGUCAGAAAGAGAGCAAAGGGAUAUUAAAAGCUAUCUCGCCACCUCUGGACAGCUUAGGGAGAAUAAAAUAAAUUUCAAGUGUUAGUGUGAUAAGAUAGUGUUUGAUGUUUGUGUGUGUAUUUGUGCUUAUUGUUGUGUGCAGCUAAUUAAACAGCUAAUAUGUUAUUUACAUCAACCCUUUUUUAUUUUUUUAAGGGGGAACCUUUUCUAUGUAAAAUGCCCUAUUGGGCACAAAUACAACAUCAUUGUCACCCACCCCCUGGAAAAUUAAUAUUUCACAUAGAUUGAUAUCUAUAUGAAAAAAGUUUAUUUUACAGUAAUGCUUUAAUUAGGUCCAUCACUAAAGUUUAAAGCAAACCUACAAAAAAAAAGUUUUUGUCUUCCAGGGCCUUGCACGGUCCAAUCACAGGCUUCUCACAAACACAGGCUCGUAUUGAGCAAGGGAAAAGCUCAGUAUGUCCAUUACAAGCAUACAGUGCGCCCAACACACUGAUUGCAAGCAUCUCUGACACUCAAAGGAUUAAUGACAAUUUUCUGAGAUCCUAAGCCUUAGGGGAAUUUGUCCAGUACUUCUGUCCAUGGUUUUCAUGAAAGCAACAGCUACAUGCUGGUGCUUGUGCCAGCUGAAUGCACAUACACUGAUCAGCCACAACCAUAAAAACACCUGCCUAAUAUUGUGUAGGUCCCUUAGUGCUGCCAAAACGGCUCUGAUGGGUCAAGGCAUGUACUUCACAAGAGCAAUAAAUGUGCCCUGUACAGGGCCGAACUGGCCCACCGGGAUACCGGGAAAUUUCCCGGUGGACCGUCGGCACCUGGGGCCGGGUAGACACCUGGGUCUGCUGGCGGCCGCUGGGUGAGCUGUUCUGUCUCUGCUCCCCAGCGCGCAGCUUAAUGAGACCGCGGCCGGAAUAUGAAGUCAUAUUCCGGCCGCGGUCUCAUGCAGCAGCACGCAAGGGCGGGAGAGCAGAGCCAGCGCAGCUCCCCCAGCGGCCGCCAGCAGACCUCCCGCAGCGGCCGCCAGACUCCAGCACAAGUCCCCCAGCAGCCGGCAGCACAGACAGCCGUCUGAACUGCACGACGCCCUGGCAGAUAGUAGUACUGUGUGUUAUGGUGUGUCUGUCUGUCUCUUAUGGUCUGUCUGUCUGUGUCAUGGUGUGUGUCUGUCUGUCUGUUAUGAUGUGUCUGUCUGUCUGUGUCAUGGUGUGUAUCGGUCUGUCUGUGUCAUGGUGUGUGUAUGUCUGUCUGUGUCAUGGUGUGUCUGUCUGUCUGUCUGUGUCAUGGUGUGUGUAUGUCUGUCUGUGUCAUGGUGUGUCUGUUAUGAUGUAUCUGUCUGUCUGUUAUGAUGUGUUUGUCUGUCUGUGUCAUGGUGUGUGUAUGUCUGUCUGUGUCAUGGUGUGUCUGUCUGCUAUGAUAUGUCUGUCUGUUAUGAUGUGUCUGUAUGGUGUGUGUGUCUGUCUGUGUCGUGGUGUCUGUCUGUCAUGGUGUGUGUGUCUGUCUGUCUGUCAUGGUGUGUGUGUGUCUGUGUCAUUGUGUGUCUGUCUGUCAUGGUGUGUGUGUGUCUGUCUGUCAUGGGGUGUGUGUCUGUCUGUGUCAUGGUGUGUGUGUCAUGGUAUAUGUGUGUGUGUCAUGGUGUGUGUGUCUGUCUGUCAUGGUGUGUGUGUCUGUCUGUCUGUCUGUGUCAUGGUGUGCGUGUCUGUGUCAUGGUGUGUGGGUCUGUCUGUGUCAUGGUGUGUGUGUCAUGGUAAAUGUGUGUGUGUCAUGGUGUGUGUGUCUGUCUGUGUAAUGGUGUGCGUGUGGGUCUGUCUGUGUCAUGGUGUGUGUCAUGGUAUAUGGGUGUGUGUCUGUCUGUGUCAUGGUGUGUGUGUGGGUCUGUCUGUGUCAUGGUCUGUCAUGGUGUGUAUCUGUCAUGGUAUAUGUGUGUUUCUGUGUCUGUCAUGGUGUAUAUGUGUGUUUAAAAAUAGUGUUUUUGCUCACCUUUUUCCCCCCACGCAGCGUGCUGGUCUCCCCUCAACUGGCCCUGCUUCUAUGGCUAAGAUCCUCAAGCUUGAUGAUCUCAGCCAGUCCAGUGCUUUGCCAUAGGAUUGGCUGCAAAAUGCUACACCAAUCAGCAUCUCCUCAUAGAGAUGCAUUGAAUCAAUGUAUCUCUAUGGGGAACGUUCAGCGCCUCCAGAGUGUGGAGGCCCUGAAUGUAGGUGCACUGACACAGGAAGCACCUCUGGUGACCGUUUUUAAGUCACAAUGACUGGUUUUGUUGUACAGAUAGUUUGUCAGUUGGGUGCUGGGACAGGGUGCAGACAUGGAUGCACAGCAAUAACAGUUAUAUUUCUAUAUAUCAGCAAUCACAGCACUUAUCGUGAAGAUUCCUGGCAGAGAAUCUACAUGGAAACGAACUCUACUGUUCGCAAACUCUACACAAAAGAAAUAUAUAUUUUUUAUUGUAUAUCAGCAUGCCUAGCUGGGCUCCUUCUGGUACUUAGCGGAUGGUGACUGUGGGAAUUCAUAUUCCAAACCUACCUAGUUCAAAUGUUCCCAUUGUGGCAAUUCACUGCAGGUAGGGGGGCAAAUUCCACCACUCUCUCGGUUCCUUCGCAGUCAAGGACCACCUUGGCCUGCCCAACUCUUGUUAGAAGCUCCAGACAAGACUCUGACACUGCUUGGUUGUGUUGUGAAUAAAGCAGCUUCAGUUUUUAUAAGAAGUGAUUAGUGGGAAAACAGCAACAUUGACCAAAUAUUACACCCCAAAGAUGAUUAACUGCAUGGAACACAGAGUAGGAGGGAAUCCGACGGAAAACAAGAUCCCUAAAAUAAAUGCAUAUUGCGCUUUCCGUGGGAGAUCUAACAGAAUGAUUAACAUAAUGGGUAGCAGUAAACAGCUUUUCAAUAUGAGUUUUAAAUUCUGGGAUGUAGCCACAUCUUCCCUAUCGUCAAAACCACCUGCACAGCAACUGAGAUGGAGAAAAUGCCUGAUCAACACAGCUUACUGAACAGACCUCAAAACCUAGAAGUAAACAUGAUCGUGUUCCAAUCAAGUGAUUUUCUUUCUGAUCAGAAUAUAUUUGAAAGUUUUAAAUGCUUAAAGUAUUCUUGGCUAUACUUUCUGGAUUCUCGUUGCCAUUUUUAUUUUUUUUAUUUCUUGUGCUAUGUACAAUGAUGGUAUGCAAAUAUUUUACAUACUGUGAGUCAUUUCAGCUUCUAUGGAUCUUCUGAAGUUCACACAUUUUUCCUACUAUCUCUAUCUUUGUUACUGCGGUUCUGUCAAGUCAGAUUGCCUUGAUUGUGCCUCGCGCAUACUAGUUCUUUACUUACAUGCCUAUAUUGCAGCUGUGAUCAAACAUCUGCUCAAGAUUAAAGGAAAAUUACAAGCAGGAAUUUACCACAGUUUAAUAAUUAUUGAGAAUAAUUAUGAAAAAAUAGAUAUAUAGAGGGGCGAUGCCUGGCUGUCAACUGAGGAAUCGCAUGGUGGUGGAGCGCCUCAAAUUCUUGGGGACUUUAAGCCUGAAAGACACAAUAUAUGUCUGUUCUCUGCAGCUUACUGACCUAAAUAGGUCCACAAAGUGCUCUACCAGUGCUCGAGACUGAUCUUUAUUUAUCAGCCAGAUGCAAUCCACAGUGAGAUUCUUUGAACCCUGCUGGGUGACCGAGGUUGGAGAGGCAGCUGAUUCCUCAUUCCACGUUCCACAGAUCUCCAGUAAUUGCCUUGGCUCCCCUACCCCCAACUUUGGGCAGGUGGGGGUGAUCCUGGCCUAGCUGACAACCACAAGGUCUGCCACAGUUUAGUCACCUUCCUAAUUGCUGCCUGAUAAGGCACUUAACCGGCGAUCCCAAGAUAGCUACCAUCCAUGUUCAUGCUGAGUACCUUUUAUCGCCUAUGUGAGCAUUCUUACAGAGGCUGGCCAUCUAGGCUAUCUCACUCUAAGACAAAUAUCCAACAACCGCUCAUGCCUCUUACCAACUUACCGAUUCGGGAGUCGGGGAGGAUUCCAGGGCCCCGUUGCUAGCUGGCGUGGGAUGCAAAGGCACAAAAGGGCUGAUUUUCUGCAGGCUUCAGACAUUUGGGGUCAUCGGACCGCACACAGCUCCUGCACCAAUACAGCCCUAAAGAAACGGAGGGAAUACAGCAACAAAGCAUCAAGCAGACACAGCUAUGGCUAAAGGGUGUUGCCUGCAACACCUCAAAAUGGGAGCAUGGUGGAUAUACCUGCAGGAAGUCCUAGUUGCUGGUCAGCCCUGUCCUUCGAUGUCAAGAGAUUCUGGGGCCGGUGAUGGGGACACAAUGGGUAUCUCUUUACAAACUCCCCACUUCCCUGGCCUCUGGUCCUUUCCCGACAGGAUAGUAUUGCUGGGGCACUUUAUUUGCAUAAAUUCCUUUUAGCAUCAAGUAAUAAUUUGGUCUAUCGACACAGUUCCUCUUUCUCAUAUAAUGCUCUACGGGACCUCAUGGGAAUAUUUGAAAUAAUUGUCUACUUUAUCUAGCUGUGUUCUCGACACACAACCAACGUUACAAUAUGCUAUACAUUUACUUCGUAUGCUCUCUAACAAGUUGUUUGUUUUGCUUGAUUUUAUUUUAAUUUACUAUAAAGAAAACAACGAAGAGCGGCAUGUUUGACAUAAGCAGAUAUUUUUUUCUGUAAAGUUUGUCUGUUUUUUUGUCAAUACAAGCUUGUCUGUUUAUCACUGCACUAAAAAAAUUAAGAAUGUAAAAAAUAAUUAAAAAAAUAGAUAUACCAGUAUGUGAACGUUACUACUAUACAGUAAUUUGCAAUGGUCAGAAUUGUGGCAACUGACAUUUAAUGUGGAUAAGUGCAAGAUAAUGCAUCUUGGACGUAAAAACCCAAGGGCAGAGUACAGAAUAUUUGAUAGAGUUCUAACCUCAACAUCUGAGUAAAGGGAUUUAGGGGUGAUUAUUUCUGAUGACUUAAAGGUAGGCAGACAAUGUAAUAGAGAAGCAGGAAAUGCUAGCAGAAUGGUUAGUUGUAUAGGGAGAGGUAUUAGCAGUAGAAAGAGGGAAGUGCUCAUGCCAUUGUACAAAACACUGGGGAGACCUCACUUGGAGUAUUGUACACAGUACUGGAGACCAUAUCUUCAGAAGGAUAUUGAUACCUUAGAGAGAGUUCAGAGAAGGGCUACUAAACUGGUUCAUGGAUUGCGGGAUAAAACUUACCAGGAAAGGUUAAAGGAUCUUAACAUGUAUAGCUUGGAGGAAAGACGAGACAGGGGGGAUAUGAUAGAAACAUUUAAAUACAUAAAGGGAAUCAACACAGUAAAGGAGGAGACUAUAUUUAAAAGAAGAAAAACUACCACAACAAGAGGACAUAGUCUUAAAUUAGAGGGACAAAGGUUUAAAAAUAAUAUCAUGAAGUAUUACUUUACUGAGAGGGUAGUGGAUGCAUGGAAUAGCCUUCCAGCUGAAGUGGUAGAGGUUAACACAGUAAAGGAGUUUAAGCAUGCGUGGGAUAGGCAUAAGGCUAUCCUAACUAUAAGAUAAGACUAGGGACUAAUGAAAGUAUUUAGAAAAUUGGGCAGACUAGAUGGGCCGAAUGGUUCUUAUCUGCCGUCACAUUCUAUGUUUCUAUGUCCCCACUGUACAACCAAUUGGAGUGCUAUAAAUAUAUAUCCCACAAUUCUGCAUAACAAGGGUUGUAUUUCACCACGUUUCCAAAUACCACAAUAGUAGUUUAUAAACUAUGAACCAUUAUUUCUAAAAAUACAGGAACACAGCUACAAUGCAAUGUAGUACAAAACAACAGUAUAUAUGGUAUACCCUAUUCAAAUACAACAGGAGAGGUAUAUUAGCAUGUUUCUUGAGUCUGUAUUGGGUCAGUAUUGGCAUGUGUUCUGAUUGUUUUUAAGUAAAUGGACCAGGUACCUCAGUGUUCUAAUCGCUUUUAACCACAUCCAUAAUAAUUAUUACACCAUGGUGACAGAGACAUACAGGUUAACAUACUCUCUACCUCUAAUAUCUACCAUGUUGCGGUAUAUGCUGAUAAUAAUGACUAUUAUGUCAUAAACUGAAUGCAGAUUGGUACAUGAUCCCACUGUGAGCCUUUUUAAUAGUUAAUCUUAAAUGUUUGUACAGUGCUACCCUUGAGUCCUUACCCUUAUCGGCUUACUAUAUGAUCGCAGAAUUCUGCUUUCUGUGCACUCAAAGGGUACACAGUUUUACCUUUUUAGUACCGUUUUACUCUAAGCAGAAAUAUUUCUGAAAUUCGUAUAUUUCUGUUUAGAACGUUGAACUGCUACUUGAAUUAGCCCUGGGAAAAAUAACACCCCAUGUGUGUAUUUUUGUUAUCUGUGCUCAUCACCUUGAUUCUUGUUUAUUCUAGUUUUGUUUAGCGUUGAAUUUUUUUUCUCAGUUGUGCCAGACACGUGACCCUUCCGAGGCCCAAAGAAUGCGUGGUAUGUACAUGAGCACAAUGUAAAAAUAUUACAGGUCCAGUUAGUGCCUAACGUAGACCCCUCCAGUACAGAACAUCUGAAGGAAGCAGCAGGAAGGACCACCUGCUCUUACAGGGUUUAAUCAGCAGAGAGCACAUGUGCAGGCAGGUAGGUACCCAGGGGAUUAGUGUAACCAGAGAACAGUACUGUUCUGUCAUAGCAACUUUUGAAAAAAAGAAAAAAAAAAAAGAAUGCAAGACAUUAUGUACAGAUGUGGGCUAUUCCAGAUAUCCUGAAUGCAGGUUGAAGGAACAGGUUGCAAUCAUUGAUACUUGAAAUACUUAAAAUCUACUUUAUAUUAAUGUAUGUAAUUAAAGUAUAUGCUCGUUAAAUUUAGAUAAUGGAUUUAAUUAGCUAGAAUGGCAGACAGACAGAUGGAUAAGAUAGAUAAACAAAUGGAUGUAUUGUACAUUGCGAGACAGUGCUGUCUAUACGUCCCCAACAACCUGCUUUUUUUGUGGACUAAGCAAUUAAAUAUAACAUUUUAUUUGAUUGGCUAUUGGUUGUUACCCUGCAGACAAAGAUCCACCCACUUGGUAAAGUCUUCUUUUCUUUAAUGUUUCUCCUCUUUUUUUCCCCUCCAAAUGUAUCAUUGAUGACUGUAACUAAAGAGUUGACUUUUACUUCAUCAGACCAAAGCACUUGGUUCCAAAAGACCUCUGUGUUUUAUUGCAGACUUUAGAUGUUGAGUUUCGAGAUGGAAGUGUACAACUACUCUUGUACCGGCUAAAAGCAGAAGUGGUCAUGGUGGUUGGAGUGACCCUUUAAUCGCGGAAUGUUACAUUUAUGGACACAGAAAAAGGAGAUUUAUCAAAGUGUUCCGAUCCGCAUAUAAAAGGGUAGUUGCCACCACUUUAAACAUUAAGCAAAAUAAAUGGCAAAAUAUGUAAAGAAUUGUCUUUGUCAGUCAAGAACAGUUCAUGUUUUGUAUUAUCUAAUAAUUGAGGAGGAGAUAUUGUCUUUGGCAGUGGCUGUUCAUUUUAUUUUGUGAGCUUUACCACAGUUGAUAUUUCAGAAUAGUGUAACAAUAGUGUAACAAGCCCUAUUCCAGAAUUAAGGUUUAUCUCUCUCUCUCCCCACCAUUCCUUUUUCUGUUAUUCCCUCUUUAAUUGGCUGCCUUAUCUGCUCCUCACAAUUUAUAAUACUAAUCCUCUUUCACAACAAUUUGUCAGACUAUAAAACCGUUAUAGCAAUAAUCUAUAAUUAUGAGAUGUGCAUUUCUCUGUAUAUUGUGCCAGACAUAAAAUAGAUAAUUAUAAAAAUAUAUACUGAAUCUAUGUCCUUGUUGGGGGCAUGUCUGCCAUUUUAUUAGCUUGCCUCGUUUAGAACAAACUAGCUCAGUUUUUCUCGAUUACUCUAAAUCUGUUUGAUGUGUUCGUGUGUCAAGCUGGAAAAACGAGUUUCUUCCCAGAUCAAUGUGUAAGUCAUGAAUGGUUUACACAUUAACUGUGCUGGCGAAAGAAUCCAAGUUCAACAUUUAAAAAAAAAAAUUUUUUUACAACAAAUGUUUAUUGAGGACUUUAACUUACUAAUUGCAACAUUUUUAAAUUGGAACAUUAAGAAAAUGUUUUAUUGACUAAGAAUCUUUUUGCACAUUCUACAUUUGUGUUUGUAGUUAAAUUGGAGAGAGGGACACAAGCACUAUGGCUAAUCCACUCUCCAGAAAUUACUGCAUAUUGUAUCUUAAUCCUAACAAACCAUGAUGUGUCUGGUGUCUGGUAGACAGCCACUAGAGACAGUCUUAACACUGCACUGUAAUGAUCUUCUGAAGAACCACAAGAAAGGGGCAACGUUGAGGAACGUAGACGCAGUGGUCAGCCAAGUGCUGUAGAUGAAAGGUAAAUGCUUGCUUCAAUUCAAAAUUGGAAGAUGUCCACCAGUGCCAUCAGCAGAAUUGGCAUAGACCAGUGUGACCUUGGGCGACUUGAGGAAGUGAGGGUUCAGGAGGACAGGGACACUGCACCCAGAACACUUCAAUGAAAUGAAGUCGUCUUGGUGCCUAUAGUGUUCCUUUAACUAGUAAUGCAAUGAUUAUCAUUGUUGACAAUUCCUCUGUAUUUCCCUGGACAAAACCUUUUUCUUUUUCCAUUUACCCCUUGCCCCAUGUUAUAUUUGUUGUGUAUGACUGUUCCAGGAUCAUAAAAUAUUUGCCUUUCACUUCCAACUCAAUUUUAAGAAAAAAAUAUUGAAAUGUAUUUAAACUUUUAGUUCAGUGUUAGUGCAUGUAGCAUGUCUUUAUAAUGUGAUUUCUAUUAUUCUAGAGCAGCAGUGGCAAACCUUGCUAACAUAUGUUAAAGGGACACUAUAGUCACCAGAACAACUACAGCUUAAUGUAGUUGUUCUGGAGAGUAUAAUCAGUUUAUGCAGGCAUUUUCAUGCAAACGCUGUCUUUUCAGUGAAAUGCCAUUUGGCCCCUCCCCCUUUCCCAUGGGAAAGCAUUGGAUUGGCUAAAAACCGUCAAUGCUGAUGAUGUCACCAAAGGGGCAGGGCCAGCACCAGCGGAUGCGCGCUGGAAAUAAAGUGAGUUUUAUUACAUUUUAAUGGGGCUAAGUCACCUAAAUGGUGGGUUUUGCACUAUAUGGUCAGGAAUACAUGUUUGUGUUCCUGACCCUAUAGUGUUCCUUUAAGAGUUCUGUUCUUUAAGAUUUGGCCUCUUUAAUGAUAUCUUGACUCCGGUGGCAUUGAUUGGCAGAUAACAUACAAAAUAUUUUUCAUACUUUAACUCUUCUGUUGGUGGACAAACUGGAAAGUUGGGAAGAAGCCUCUGCAUUGCUUUGUUCUGGCUCCACAAUUGCUACAGAUUCCGUGCCAGAUUUGAAAUUCAGUGGCCAAUUUAGUUGUGAUUGUGAAUAUUAGUGAGUUAUUGUAACUGUAUUGGACACUUGGUUGAAAACGAAUGACUGUGUAAAUUGGGUUAUUACGACUAUCUUAUCUUCCAAAGGUCCCUGCUAUUCAUAGUCCUGUUGUAAUAUGUAAUGUGCUCAGGAUUCAAAGAGAUAAAAUAAAAAUCUGUUAAGCAACUUCUAGUUUUCCCUGAUUUCCUUUAAAUUCGUUCCUUCCCCAGGUCAACAAAUUAGGUUUAUUCAUUCGCUGUAUUAAUUAACCAGCUUUGCCCAAAAAAUAAUUUUAAAAAAGCUAUCUACUGAACUUCACUGCCAAUUAUGCAUAUGGCAGGGUUCAGCAGUGAAAUUGGGCUCACGUGUGUUUAUUUGACCAUGGAAACCAAUUUCAUUAAGUUCUCAAUCAAACAGUUCUUGUUCUGAUAUUGCUUCCAGAUGUAGUUUGACACAUGUUGAAACACUAGCAUGUUCUCUGAGGUUUUGUGACCUACUGCUUUGUGGCUUGUUGGACAUGUAGCAUUCUGUGACAUUUAUUGUGAAAUAUAGUUUCCUUAAAAUGCAUAAAAAUGGUAAUAAAUCUAUCUUGUCACUUUAAAAAAUUGAUCCUGAAGAAACCUUUAAAAACAUACUCAAAUUUAAAAGCCCACUGCCCCAGGAAAUAGGGCAUGCAAUGAAAACAAAGCAAAGUCCUCAAUACAUUUGAAAGCUGGUGUGGAGCAUAUUGAGUAAUUGUAAAAAUAUUGAGCGCCUCAUACAAAAACGCCCUGAAAACAUAAUAAAACAUACACACAUUAUAUGUCCCCGGAUAGCCCUGGUCCGAGUGCCCUUUUUGGCCAAAAAGCGCCCGUAUCCAUAAAGAAAUAACAAAACGCCACCGGGGUAAAGUUUUAAAACGACCGCACACGUGAUCCAUGCCCAAAAGAGUUCUGUAAUAAAUAUGGCUGCGGUCGGUCAAAUGUCAGAAGCUCCUGCGGAUGAAGUAAGGUGUGCUCCCUCUGGCUCCCAGGGGGCGAUUGUAAUUAAUAGUCUGAGGCACCUUCCCUCCAAAAAACGCUAUUGUGGCUGCAAGGAAAGUGGGGAUAAGCCAGACUGGAAGUUAAUCGGAAUUUGGGGCUAACCACUGCUGGACCGGAGUUCCAGAGGAGUUGUACCUAGGUCCCGCUGAAGUCUUUGCGGUUUCUGGACUCCGGUUAUAGUUAGAAAAAGAGUACUUUUAGUCCAUUGGCCAGGAGGGGAAGGUGCUGUGCGCCAGUGGUAGUGACAAUAGUCUUUGGAUGACAAUGAGGAUAUAAAACAAGUGACAAGCAUGCAGGUUGUUGUUUCUGGUAUGGGCAUAAGUGAAAGGCGUAUUCUUUUUUGGAUUUUCCAUGUAGUUUAUCCAAGAAAAGGUCCGUAAUGAGGCUUGAACAGCAAUAUACUAUUUUCCACUUGCAGCCAGUGGUGAUACAGACUUGAAAUGCCCAUUGGUGUGGUCCUUAUUUGGUCAUUGUAAAGAUAUGUCUGUAAAAUGUAAUUGACUUUUGUUGGAUGUUCCAUAUAGUUUAUCCAGAUAAAUGACAGUAGUGAGACGUGAAUACUAAUGUACUAGGUCCCACAUGCAGCCUAUGGCUGUGGAUAUUUUGACAGUUUUUUUUUUUUUUAGAUCCGUAGAUGUGUUAGCACUUUGGCCAGCCUUUACUCCACAAAGCACGUUGGCCAGCCUUUACUCCACAAAGAAACUCUUCCUAUUUAAUUUGUCUUAAUAAAUACAGAAUGUCCAAAUCUAUGGUAACAAUUGAAUUUUAAACAACUGUGUUAAUGCUGCUUUAUUGUUUUUUUUAUUUUUUUCCUGUCUUCUAUUGAUUUGCCGUCUGUCUUUGCUGUGAGCCAAGUGGGAUUAUAUUUGCCUUGAAAUAAUGAAAAAUGGAUGCAAUUAUCUAUACACUAGACUGCAUUUUUAACCUACUUUCUCUCAAAAGAGCCUGUUAAUUUUGGCAGAGAUUGGGUAAUGGUGAUGUUCAACAUCAGCACAUUUUAAGUUCUGACAAAAUCCCCCACCUUCAAGCGAGAUGAGAAAUCUCUCAACAGGAGCAAACAUAACCUUUUCUUCAACUCGCUUUCAUCCACAGCAAUUUCUCAAGACAUUUAACUGGAGGAAUCUUGAGUCAGAGAAAUUGAUUCUGACAGCACAGAGACUGGUACAUGGCAGGGAGGUGUACGAGAAGGGAAGCCAAAAGUUCAUAGCUGUGAAAAACCUAAAAAGACUUUAAACUUUGCACACUUGGAAAGUUAUUAAAGCGAAAAAAUGUCUGGAGUAACUUUCUGUGAAAUUCAAAACUCAAUGGGAAUGUCAGCUUGAAACUAAGCUGUAGUGUGGUCUGUUUUCCAUCUUUUCCAUUUCUAAAGAUUUCUGGGGAUGCUAAAAGAACAUUAAGCUGUUACAAGGUUACAAAAUUGUUAACAGACAAAUUAAUUAGUUAAAGGGACACUAUAGUCACCAAAACAACUUGAGCUUAUGUAUUGAUCAUGCCCUGCAGGGUUAUGCCCUGCAAAAGAUGGGGUACAUUGAUGUUGUGGCAGGCUUAUGCAAUGUGUGAUCAUAUACUGUAACUAAACUCCCAUUAUUUGUGCCUAGAUUAAGUGUUUAAAAAAACAAACAAAAAAAAACCUAAUAAAAUAUGUGAGCUUUGAAGUUGCUGUUUAGUGGAUAAGUGAGUGCGCCGGAUCUUGUGUAUAUAUACUGGCAAAGGGUUGGAGUAACCCUUUAACCCCUUAAGGACAGAGCUUCAGAAGCUUGUCUUUCACUUAAUGACAACAGCAUUUUUUUCAUUUUUUGCUGUUUGCAUUCAACUGCAAUUUGCAUUUUACUAAUUUAUUGCACCGACACAUAUUAUAUACCGUUUUUUAAAAAACAGAAAGGGCUUUAAUUUGAUGUAAGACGUAUAUAUAUAAAUGCUUAUUUAUUAUAAAAAAAAAUUACAGAAAAAUGCAAAAAAAAUGAAAAUGUUUGUGCAAUAAUAAUGUGUGCAGAAUUAGUGCAGGUUAAGGAAAGUAAUUAACAAUAAAUUAAUUUAGUUGUUCUGAUUUACAGAAUAUACAAUGUGUCUGGGAUUUUAAGUUUUUUUUGGUAGUUACAGGUCACAAAGCACAAGGAGUAAAAUAAACUUUUAAUGUGGAGCGAUUUUAGAAUUUGGUAUGUUUGUCUUGUAAGCUUAAUAGCCAUAAAAGAAAACAAAAUUGCCACACAAACGUAUAUAUUUAUAUAAAGUAGACAUCACGGGCUAUUUACCUAAGGUUGUUUUGACACUUUCUACGUAGCCAUUUCACCGCCAACCUCUGCUAAAUAUUGGAGUAAAAUUGUGUUUUUUUUUGUUUUUGGCACACAAACUUAUAACAAAGAAAUUCUCAUGUGUAUUUUGUAAAGUUGGUGUGUGCUAUUCCUGUACAAAGUUUUAUUUUGUUUUCAGUUACAUCUGCUGAAUAAAAUGACACCCCAUUGUAUGUCUUUGGCACUAUUUCAUGAAAUUACAGUGCCAUAUAUGAGGCCUGUUCUUUUCAGUAUUCACAGUAGAAUUUUGAGAGACUGAUUUAAUGAGCCUAUGCUUCCAUUUGGGGUAUUAUAACAGUUUGACUGUUCAAAAAAGCCCACAAAGGCCUACCAUUUGUAAAAGUAGACACUCCAGAGUAUCUCAUAAGGUGCAUAUUGUGCCUUAACACGCCCCCAUUUUUUCACCAAUAUAUGCCAAAGUAUGUGGUAAAAAAUAAUUUUGUGCGUUUUUUACACAUGGAUUGCAUUUUUGCUGGGCAUUUUGUAUAUUUCACAUGUGCCACUAAGUUCAAACCCCCCAAAUUUUGCUCAGCUAAGUCUUCUGAGUAAAAUGACACCCCCAAUGAAUGUCUUUGGCACUAUUUCGUGAAGCUACAGUGCCAUAUAGGAGACCUGUCCUUUUCAGUAUUCACAGUAGAAUUUUGAGAGACAGAUUUGAUGAGCCUAUGCUUCCAUUUGGGGUAUUAUACCAGUUUAACUGUUCAAAAAAAAAAAAAAUCACAAAGGCCUACCAUUUGUAAAAGUAGACACUCCAGGGUAUCUCAUAAGGUGCAUACUGUGCCUUAACAUGCCCCCAUUUUUUCACCAAUAUAUGCUAAAGUAAGUGAUAAAAAAUAAUUUUGUGCGUUUUUUACAUAUGGAUUGCAUGUUUGCUGGGCAUUUUGUAUAUUUCACAUGUGCCACUAAGUUCAAACCCCCCAAAUAAUAAUGCUCGGCUAAGUCUUCUGAGUAAAAAGACACCCCCAAUGAAUGUCUUUGGCACUAUUUCGUGAAGCUACAGUGCCAUAUAGGAGACGAAGCCAUAUCAGUUUUUACCGAACUUUGAAUUUUGACGCUGGGUCUAUGUUCAAUUUCCAAGCAUCUUAGCAAGGUUUAAAUUCAAACUACCCCACAAAGGCCUACCAUUUCUUAAAGUAGACACCCCAGGGUAUUUCAAAAGGUAUAUUUUGAACCUUAGCGUGGGAUCAUUUUUCCGCAAGCUUGUACCAAAUGUAGUGGUAAUAAGUGUUUUUUCUGCCUUUUUGACACACAAAGUGAGUUUGCACAGUAUAUUUUGCAAACCUUAUGUGUGCUACCAGUGUAUAAUACUUCAUAUGUUGCUAGCUAUGUCGGCUGAGUACAGUAAAACCCCCGUAUGUACCUUUGCCAGGUAUAUGUGGACAUCGGAGGGGCACAUUUGGGACACAGCUAUUCCAGUUUUUUUCAAACUUUACAAUUUUACGCUGUGCCCAUGUCCCAUUAUAGAGUAUUUUACCAGGCUGUAUAAUCCAAAUACCCCAUAAAGCCAUACUAUUUCUUAAAGUAGACACGCCAGGGUAUUUCAAAAGGCAUAUUUUGAACCUUAGCGUGGGAUCAUUUUUCCGCUAGCUUGUACCAAGUGCAGUGUUAAUAAGUGUUUUUUCUGCCUUUUUGACACACAAAGUGAGUUUUCACAGUAUAUUUUGCAAACCUUACAUGUGCUACGACUGUAUAAUACUUCAUAUGUUGCUCAGCUAUGUCGUCUAGCAGUAAGCAGUACUAACAGUAAAUUCCCCAUUUUCCCAUAAAUCCCACCCACCCCAGCUAGCAAAUUAUAUAAUAUUAAAAUAUUCAAAUUAAUUAAUUAAAUAAAUUGAACCCCUGAGGGUUAAAAAAAAUUAUAUCACAGUAUAAUACUGGCAGGGAAGGGGUUAAUUUUUAUUUGGACUGGGCAAAGGGGGUGUUUUUUUAUUUUGUAACUUUUUUUAGCUUAAUUUUUAACUUUUUAAAGUUUAUUUUAAAUCUUUUUUUAACGUUAACCCCUUGUUAGCCUAACACCAAAUCCCCCAAUUCCCCACUAACUUCCACCCAUCCCAGCUAGCUAAACAUAUAAUUUUAAAAUACUUAAAUUAAUUUAUAAAAUAAAUUUAACCCCUGAGGGUUAAAAAAAAAAAAAGAAUUAACCCUCAGGGGUUAAAAAAUAAUAAUCAGGUGACAGUAAAAUGUAAUCCCUGUAGUCAGUGAUCAAUUGGCAGGGAAGGGGUUAAUUUUUAAUUAAAAUGGGUAAAGGGGGGUGGGAUUUUAAAUAAACUUUAUUUUAUUUUUUUUAACAGGGGCUUCAUCUGCUUUGACUACUUGAGGUCUCAGGCUUUUCUGUAUCCAGGAGGGAAUAUUUUUGAUCAUAAGUAUUAUGGUGACUGAAAUAUAUUUUUGAUAAUGCAUGUUGAACUUCUCAAUCCUUUUGGAGGCUGUUUUGCCCUUAAAAGGUUUGCGUUUACAAAAGGUGUUUACCUCUACCUUUUAAAUUCUUUAAGUGGAGAUUUACAGAAGUUUUGUAAACUACUGGUUUCUAAUGUUUUACUGGUUUCUUAAAUAAUGUUAAGAAAUCCUCCUUCCAGUUUGUUUUUCCUUAUAAAAUAUGUGAACUCUGAGGGGCAUAGAUCAUGUCCCUGCAAGUUCAGCACUGUAAUCACUACCUUUUCUGAGAAAUGCUAGUGUUUACGUUGCAGCCUAUGAACUAAACGUUUAACUCGCAAGUUGGUGUAAACUUGGAAUUAAUAAUAACAUUAAUAACAAAAAAUAAUAGCUUAAAAACCGAGUGUAAAGUCAGAGUCCACACUCCUUGCUUUCGGCAAUUCAAUAAUAUUUAUUAAUAAAGGCUAAUCAAACAAAUAAACAAUACAUAUACAUAUGAAUUAGGCUAGUAAAUGUUGCUACCUAACCUAGUCAUUGAUUGAAUGGAAAGUAAACUAAAUUAACAUAGGAAAACAGGCAUAGACACGUGAUACAGUUACCACUCCAUUGAUCAUCAGCUGAGAGUAAGAGAGAGAGGGUGUGUAUAGUGGGGAGAGGGAAUAGAGAGAGAGUGAGGAGGGUGAAUACAAAGAGACAGAGAAUUUUAUUUACAGGGCUUUUAACAGGUUAGCCCUUCCUUCUGCUGGACACACUUCCCUCAGUCAAUCCCUUGGGAUGUAACAGAACCAGAGUGCCUCCUGGGGGAAGGAUGAUUGCACUGGAAGGGAAUGGAGGAGGAGUUUAUCAAUGUAACGGCCACCCUGUGUAUCAGAGGGGUGUAUGCCGUUGGAGACGUCCUUUUCCCUUGCGAGAGGCUAUACUGCAAUAUUCUCCAGAUGUCCCAUCAGCCGAACCAGUAGAGAAAGAAUAGCAGAGCUCUUACAAGAGGUAGUGAUUAGCUGGAAGAAGGUUCCCUACAAACACGAGACGUGGCUACGUAUUGAGGGUUAAGCAGAUCUUAAGAGUUUAAUAUGCUAGGCUGGCCUUUUAUACACCGAAAAAUACAUUUAACAGCCAAUAGUGUACAAUCACAAAGUUAAACACUUCCAUUCAUUACAUGAAAUUUCUCCCCUCUGCUUAGGAGAUAAUUGAGUUAAUUACUGUAUCAACUCAAUUAUCUCCAAGCGAAAAAAUUAAACUUUUUACACAUUUUCAGAAAUAUCAUAAACAUACAUCCAAUCCCCAUAAAACCUAUAUUUUCUGAUAGGGCAUAAUUAGGGGACCAACAUAUUGAAAAAUCAUGCGAUUCGGUUCAAGAGUUCGGGAGAUAGGUGGAAGUCCCAUUUAUGCCCGGCCGCACACGUGGCUCCUGCCCAAAAUAGUUCCAUGCAUUCAGUCGGUGCGGCCGUUCCCUUUUCGUAUGUUUAAAAAUACCGAUCAACCAUUCACAGUGUUCAUGAGUUUGACGGUUGUGUGCCGCCUCCUUCGUAUAGUGUUUUUACCGAACGCCGCCUCCUUCGUAUGAAUUAGCACAAAUCUAAGUGGUCCUGGAAGUCUCAGCGGUGCUCGGGAGUUCAAGUGCCUGGAAACAGUUCCAGACACUACACGACCAAAUCGUCGACAAGAUGGCUUCCGCCAUGUGUUCGUGCAUGCCACCCAGUGAACCACUUAGAAUGUUGAAGUUGCGGUUUGACACAGAGUCAGUGAGUCAAUUGGCGGCAAACGACUGGUCUGGGUGGUCUCUCAUUCGACAGUUUGUUCGGUUGUUUGUUCGGUUAUACGAACAAAUUAACAUAGCUGGUAGUUUCCAAAUUCGUAUGUUUGGGGUAUAGUACUGUGAGUUCAACUGUAACAAUGUUAUACAUCCAAUGACCAGGCACAGGGUAUCUGUUACAAUCAACAACCCAACUGGUUUUGCCUGGUGAAAGGCCAUGUGCUUCACAGUGGACUCCAUUAUUGCCUAAGGGUAGAAUGGGUCUUGAAUCCCUGUAUUAGAACACAAUAACACUUCAUUGGCAUACAGUUUGGCUGUUAAUCAGUCCCCCCACUUAUUACAUCCCUCCACUUAUUACAGCCUAUAACCAUCUAUUAAUAAUUGUAGUGCUGUAUUUGAAAAGUACACUGUAAUAAAUCAUUCUAACACUGAAUCUUAGUAAAUACAGUAUUAAAAUUAUUACACUGUGCUGAGUACAUUGUUAAUAAACCACAAAAUCUUUGCAUUUCAUUAGUGCGUUAUAAUUAGUCCAACACUGCAUUUCUUUAGCACUUACAGAUUUCACCUAUUUUGAAUGAAACCAAAGUAACCAGAUGAGUUUAGACGCUAAGUUAUAAUUAGGAGCAUUGCAGGGCAGUGGACUGACAGGGGCUGGAGCACUGAGUGGAGUCCUGAAAAGCCCUGAGUCGAAUUUUGGCACCAAAUCAUUGUUAGCCCCGAGUCUCCUGUAAUACCCAGAGAGUCUUAGAUUUGGAGAGAUUUGGAGUUCAAUUUUACAAUAGGCACUGAUAUCACUUCAUUUCAUUGAAGUGGUCUAGGUGCAGUAUCAUAGAACACAUUACGUUUUCGGGAUGAAGCAUAGUAAAUGGCUGGUUUGGGUGGAUUUUAAGUCAAUAUAUGUGGGAGGAACCAACAAAUGAACUUUUUCUUAUAUCUAGUAAGUUAGAUCUUUCUGACACCUAACAACGCCCCUGGCGAUAAUUAUUGGUGUUCUAUCACAGAAUUAUGGCUGCUUUUGUGUAUAUUAAAAUAUUGAUCUAUAAUUGCUUGGAAGAAAGCUAUACAAUAAGCUGUUUAUGUCUGGUUUUUGGCUGCUUUGAUCGCCUGCAUGAUUAUUCACAAAAGUGUGAAUUUAAGUUGAUUUUCAAAUUUUAGGAAAAAUAGCUUUGAAUUUCCUUUGAAUUUCUGACACUGUAUUGAGUGACCAGUGUUCCUCUCAUCCAACAAAUGAUUAACAGAUGUGGGAAUUAACAUGGAACAUUCUGCAAAUCAUUAACAUCUUUAAUGAUUCACAAACUCCAAUAGUACUUUGAUAGACACAGAAGACAGACGGAAAAACAAAUACAUCUUAAUGUAACGUUCACACCUAUUUAUGCUAAAAAUGAAACUUGGUCCUGUAUCCUAGUAUUAAGCUAGAGUUAUUUCCAGUGGAAUUGUUGGUAAUGGUCAUUUGUUGCAACAAUUUCCUAAAAAAAUUAGUAAUGAGACUCGUAUUUGUGUCUUUUUUAUUUUUAGUGCCACUGGUUUACAUCAUAUCUCUCCAUCGGUGCAGCCAUGGCAAAGCUAGAGGCAAGAUCCGUCCACAGUGACACAGCCUUCCAGAGCCAAGAGUCCUUUCACUCUUUCGCCAGUAGAUCAUCUGACUCUCCAUCCCAGGGCACUAUGGGAAGUGUCGGCAGCGGCGUAGCCAAUGACCAAGAGUUUGCAAUGAAGAGUGUAGGAACCAGGACUCAGAACAGCUUGAAGCAGAAUGACAGCUCCAGGAACGGGUACUCUAACCGCUACUCGGGGGAAGAAAAGACUUACAAGACAGAGAAGAACUCCAGUUCCAUGUACAUCAACGGAGAGCAGCGCAAGAAUGAGAAGAUGAAAGCUGACAUGUGUGGGAAUGUGAGUGAGAACAGUUUAGAGUCCAUUCUCAGUUUAGAGUCCUUAACCCCAGUAGCCACUCUUUGUAAAGCUGGAAUAGGAACAUCUGAUUCCCAGAAUACAAGAGUUAGAUGGGAAUCUACAAUUACUCCUAUUGUAUGUUUCUGGAAGACUUGCUGGUAAUGCAAUAAGACAAAGGAAGAGCAAUAGGAGAGGAUCAGUGGGGGUAACCUACAGGGAUAUUUGUUAAACUCAGAUUUUUUGCAAAUUAAAUUCAAGUACAGCUCCCAUGAACCUCAGUGAAAGAUCAGCCAAGAAUCCAGGGAGUUGUGAUUCAAACGUAUUUAGAGAUCUACCGGUAUAUAUUUCUUAGAACCUUAGUUCAUUUUGCAACUAUUGUUAUGUGGACUCCCAUGCACAAUCAAUACAUUUCUCCCGUUUUAAUUAAUUGCUGAAAAAGCUAAAAAGGUACAGUAUCUCACAAAAGUGAGUACACCCCUCACAUUUUUGUAAAUAUUUUAUUAUAUCUUUUCAUGUGACAACACUGAACAGAUAACACUACAAUGUAAAGUAGUAAAUGUACCACCUGUAUAACAGUCUACAUUUGCCGUCCCCUCAAAAUAACUCACCACACAGCCAUUAAUGUCUAAACCAUUGGCAACUAAAGUGAGUACACCCCUAAGUGGAAAAAAAAAUCGGCCCAAUUAGCUAUUUUCCUUCACCAGUGUCAUGUGACUCGUUAGUGUUACAAGGUCUCAGGUGUGAAUGGGGAGCAGGUGUGUUAAAUAUGGUGUAAUCGAUCUCAUACUCUCUCAUACUGGUCACUGGAAGUUCAACAUGGCACAUCAUGGCAAAGAACUCUCUAAGGAUCUGAAAAAAAGAAUUGUAACUCUACAUAAAGAUGGCCUAGGCAUCCUUCGGCACUCCAGAUGUUGUGGACUACAUCCCCCAUAAUGCUUUUACACCCAUAAUGCUGGCAAAGCAUCAUGGGAGGUGUAGUCCAAAACAUCUGGAGUGCCGAAGGUUGCCUAUGCCUGGCCUAGGCUAUAAGAAGAUUGACAAGACCCUGAAACUGAGCUGCAGCACGGUGGGCAAGACCAUAUAGUGGUUUCACAGGACAGGUUCCACUCAUAACAGGCCUCGCCAUGGUCGACCAAAGAAGUUGAGUGCACGUGCUCAGCGUCAUGUCCAGAGGUUGUCUUUGGGCAAUAGACGUAUGAGUGCUGCCAGCAUUGCUGCAGAGGUUCAAGGGGUAGGUGCUUAGACCAAACACUGCAUCAAAUUGGUCUGCAUGGUUGUCAUCCCAGGAGGAAGCCUCUUCUAAAGAUGAUGCACAAGAAAGCCCGCAGUUUGCUGAAGAUAAGCAGACUAAGGACAUGGAUUACUGGAACCAUGUCCUGUGGUCCGAUGAGACAAAGAUAAACGUAUUUGGUUCAGAUGGGCAACCAUGUGAGGAGUACAAAGACAAGUGUGUCUUGCCUACAGUCAAGCAUGGUGGUGGGAGUGUCAUGGUCUAGGCUUGCAUGAGUGCUGCCGGCACUGGGGAGCUACAGUUCAUGAAUGUCAACAUGUACUGUGACAUACUGAAGCAGAGCAUGAUCCCCUCCCUUCAGAGACUGGGCCCCAAUAACGACCCUAACCACACCUCCAAGACAACCACUGCCUUGCUAAAGAAGCUGAAGGUAAAGGUGAUGGACUGGCCAAGCAUGUCUCCAGACCUAAAUCCUAUUGAGCAUCUGUGGGGCAUCCUCGAAGGUGUGGGAGCGCAAGGUCUCUAACAUCCACCAGCUCCAUGAUGUCAUCAUGGAGGAGUGGAAGAGGACUCCAGUGGCAACCUGUGAAGCUCUGGUGAACUCCAUGCCCAUGAGGGUUAAGGCAGUACUGGAAAAUAAUGGUGGCCACACAAAAUAUUGACACUUUGGGCCCAAUUUAGACAUUUCCAAGUAGGGGUGUACUCACUUUUGUUGCCAAUGGUUUAGACAUUACUGGGUGUGUGUUGAGUUAUUUUGAGGGGACAGCAAAUUUACAAUGUUAUACAGGCUGUACACUUACUACUUUACAUUGUAGCAGAGUGUCAUUUCUUCAGUGUUGUCACAUGAAAAGAUAUAAUAAAAUAUUUACAAAAAUGUGAGAGGUGUACUCACUUUUGUGAGAUACUGUAUCUCCGAUCUACAUUUUUUUUAUAGGGUAUGACCCCUAUUCAGUUAGGAAUGCCUAUGAAGCAUGGAUCAUGCAGAGUAGAUAUUCCUUUAAUAAAUCCCCUUUAUUUACUCAUUCCAUAAGCAUCCCUUAAAACGUGAAGAAGUGCUACGUCAUAAGACUGUGCAUUUGGUUAGUGGUCAUUUAUGACUGCAGUAAAACUUACCACAGAUGUUGCCAGCUUCUAUCUCUCCGAAUAAAUACAUCUCCAAGACCAGGUCAGUUCCAGCACCAGGAGACCCCGUGUUUGAUGUGAUACUCAGCUAGCUUUAUCAUGGUUAGUUUGCCCCAUCGCUGCCCUAUAGCUAUGACGUAACGCUUUUAGAUUGGGAAUGCAAAUAGAAUUCAUAGUCAGAGAGUGAUACAGUAAUGAAGUAAAGAGUAAAGAAGUACAUGAAGAAUAGGAAAGAAGAAACAUCAGGCUGGUGACCAUUGUUUAAAUAGUUUAUAACUCUAUGAGAGGCAGUGCUAUGUUAGCAACAGUCAGGAGAUGUGAGAGAUACAGUCAAAUUAUAAGGAGGGGCAGGAGGUUGUAUGCUUGAGCUUUUGUCAGGAGCUCUUGCCAGCUCGGGAGCCUGCACAGACCAACGAUGCACUGGAGCUCAGUUACGUAGAUUAUCUGCGAGAAACAUAAUGCAUGGUUUUAUUAGACAUAAGAGGGCUGAGGGGUGGGAUGUUAGAGGUGGAAUAAUUGACCUACAUGUAGAAUUCUACACAGGAAAUUGUACACAAAGAACCCUUCAAUGUUGUUUCAUCAUUUAUUUACAUUUGUUUGGUUUCAUCUAAUUUCAUAAAAGAAAAGGGCAGGACAAAAGCCAGCAGAAAUGCUUCUACAGCAGGUAUUAUAGACUUGUUAUAUUGUAUUGUUUAAAAGAAUAAACAAGUGUCAAUGAAUGCUGACAGAUACAAAAAAACUUGCUUUCAUAUUACCCAAAAAGCUUCAAAACUGUCUCAGUUUACUUUCCAGAGCAGUACUGUGGUAUUUUUAUUUCCACAUAAAGUGCACAAAGUUAAUAUUUUUCCAGUUACAAAUUUGUCAGGUAAAAAUAGCAUUCACUGUUUAUAGCAUUUCUAAAGGGUGUCUUCACUACACUAUAUAAUUGACAAAAUGCUUGCAACGUUUUAAGCUAAAAUAUCUAAAAAAAACAGAACAAAAUUCUUUCAUUCCAGUUUGGCUAUUUCGGCCAAAAAUGUUCAGUUGCAUUGUCAAUUCAGCACUAUGCUUUUUGUACUAGUUGUGAAUAAACCCCUCUUCGGCUCUGGCUCUUCAUUGUGUGGAGGUUUGCAGUCAGUUUGUUUUUGUCUUCUUUGUUAGCAUGAGAGGGACAGCUUAGACACUUCAAAAUGAAGUUGUUAUGGUGCCUUGAGGUCCCUGGUGCUGGCUCACAUUAAGGGGUUAAACCUUUCUCAAACAGUUUAACCCCAAAGCCCAUGUUCCAGCGCCGACUCUACCUGUCUCUCUGCCCUUCUGUUUUCUAAAAUUCGCAAAAAUUGAAGACACUUGCAGAAUUAGGCAGUGGCAAUGUUGAUUGGCUAAGAGCGGUCAGCACCCAGCCAAUCAGUGAAUCUAUAUUCAUAAAACUGGCUUGAAAAGAAACUUACUUUUUUCAAGCCAGUUUUAUGAAUGGGCAUUCACUGAACGUGUCAGCGGACCGCUCUCAACCAAUCAGCAGUGCCACUGCCUGAUUCUGCAACAGUUUUCCAGUUUAGAGAAUUUUAGAAAACAGAAAGGCAGAGAGGCAAAGACAUUUUAAGCAGGAACAAAAACUUUGGAGUUAAACCGUUUGGGAAUGGUUUAGCUACUUAAGGUAAAGUCAAGGGCCUCCUGGCACCAUAACAACUUAAUUUUGAUGAAGCUGCUAUGGAGCUCAGAGUGUUGUUCCUUUCUUUAACUUAAACGUAAACAAGUUUUGGUAGGACUUUUUUUUCUGAUUCCAAACCUUUGCACCAGCAGAACAAUUUUUAGAGUCUUUAUGUAUUUUUGACCAGGAGACCCUUAAUGGACUUUUUGAUUGUCUUUUGCAAAAAUCGAAAAUCAUGAUACAAAGAUUAAAAUAUUAUUUGAUAAUCACAGGUAACGUAUAUGGAAGUAUAUGUAGAAGAAUGUGUUCUUGUCACUGGGCUACUAUAUGUUAAUUGAGUAUUUUGUCUUUUACAGAGCAAUGAGACUUUGGUAAGACCUUCUGCUUUUAAACCUGUAGUUCCAAAAAACUUUCACUCCAUGCAAAAUCUGUGUCCACCCCUGAACAAUUCAGCAACUGAUAACAGAAAAAGUUCUAACCACGGAAACAGCAACAGUGCAGCUGCAAUGAAAAGUGGACACGAGAAGAGUAGCCACAAUCGGUCAUCCAACCAAGUAGGGGGUCUGUCAGAUUCUGGUAGAAAUUCACUAACAAGUUUACCAACUUAUGGGACUGGCUACAGCCAACAUGUUGGCCCAAUGAGUGCGUCAACAAGCCAUAUAAAUCGUAUUGGGACUAACUAUGUUGAAAAGAAUAUAGUGGGUUAUAAUGGCAUAUCUACCUCAGAUAGUGGACGAUCUUCCAGUAAAAGCACUUCCUCUUUCAGCAGAAUAAAUCAUCUCAAUGAAACAUUGCCUUUUCACUCGCCUUCAAGCGAUGACAUUAUUCAAGACUUGGAAGAUCGACUGUGGGAGAAGGAACAGGAAGUCAUUCAGAUGAAGAGGAACUUGGACAAAAGUGAGGCGGCCAUUUUCCAAGUCUUCGAGGAGAAGCAGAAAAUUUGGGAACGUGAAAUGGAGGACUUGAGACAGAAUUAUGCCAACAAACUUCAACAGGUCUCGAAGAAAGCACAAAGGGCCCAGCAAGCUUUACAGUUGCAGGUAUUUAAACUUCAACAGGAAAAGAAAAAAUUUCAAGAAGAUGUUGCACAGCUCCUUCAACAAAGGGAGGACAUGGAGAAGAAGUGCAUGGUUUUCAAGAAAGAACAGUCUGAAUUCCUCCCUAAGAUAGAAGAAACACAGUGGGAGGUGAGAAACACAACUACAUGUAAUUUACAACUAGUUAAAGAGAUACUAUUGUGUUAUGAAGACAAAGUUGUAUUCCUUACACUACAGUUACCUCUGGCCUCGCAGCUCUCUUGAUUGAGAUCUAGGCUUUGUGGUGUCUUCUACAUACCUUAGGUCAAACUAGAAAUGGGAUCUGUAGAGAUGCAAUUGUGACAUAGUCUCUCCUUGAUUUAUUAAGUAUUUAGAGGUAUUACUGGGAAAGAUUGGCACAUUUACUAUAACCUAUCCCUGACUAGUGCUUCUCUAGAAUUUUAUACUCAUAUUGUUUUGAUAGCUCCAUGAUCUUUUCGUGAAGCCAUUUGUUUAGAUCAGGGGUGCCCAAAAGGUAGAUCCCCAGAUGUUGUAGAAGUACAAAUUCCAUAAUGCUUUGCAUAUCUUUAGAAUGCCAAUGACAAAGGAAAACACAGAAGCUGUAGUUUUAAAACAUCUGGGGAUCUACCUUUUGGGCACCCCUGGUCUAAACAAAUAGCUUCAAGAAAAGAUCAUGGAGCCAUCAAAACAAUAUCAACAGUGUGUAACUGUAAGCCUUUGUCUGUGAUUUUUCGCACAUGGCGCCUAACGGCCUAAGGCUAGCCCUGGCUGUAUCUAUCCCAAAAUGACCACAUGGACAUCCCCAGUGCUCCCUUCUGUCAUGGAGGAAGCAGUUUAUGGACCCCUGAGGCGGGCGGCUGUGAGAACCUCAGAGGCGGCGAGGGAACUGUAAUCCUCCUGCUCUGCUCACUUGCACACGCCAUCUACUGAUCGCAGGAGCCGGAAUAUGACGUCCUAUUACGUCUCCCUGCAUCAGUAGACGGAGUGCGAGGGAGCAGAGCAGGAGGAUUACAGCUCCCUCACUGCCUCUGAUGUGCCUACAGCUGCCUGCCUCACAGCUGCCCCAGUGGACCCCAAGGACAGAUCCACUCCAGUUCUCCCAAAAGUAGGCUGGGUGGACAAAUUAAAAUAAUAAUAUUAAUAAUUUGUGAAGGUGUGUGAGAGAAUGUGUGUGUAUGUCUGUUAGUUCAUGGGUGUGUGUGUCUGUUAGUGAAUGUGUGUGUGUGUGUGUCUGUCAGUGAGUGUGUGUGUAUUUGUCUGUCAGUUAAUUUGUAUGUCUGUGAGUGUCUUUCACAUCAGUGGGAGUCUGUGUUCGUCAUUGAGUGUUUGUGUGCCUGUCAGUGAAUGUGUGUGUGUCAGUGAGUGUAUCUGUAUCUGUUAGUUAAUGUAUGUUUGUCAAAUCAGUGAGAGUCUGUGUCUGUCAUUGACGUGUGUGUGUUUGUCAUUGGAUGUGUGUGUGAUGGUCAGUGUGUAUCUGCUAGUAGGUGUGUGUCUGUCAGUGAGUGUGUCAGUGAAUGUGUGUGUGUGUGUCUGUCAGUGAGUGUGUGCAGGGCCGCCAUCAGGGGGUGACAACCAUGAUAGUUGGCACAGGCCCGGCGGUCCUGGAGGGCUCGGACUGCUUUGGCAGUGUGUGUACAAAACACACUCUGCAUACACUAGUACCAUACACACUCUUUAUUCAUUAUAUGCAGACACUGCAUCUAAUACACACACUACAUCCACUACACAAACACAGACACUGCAUCCACUACACACUGCAUCUAAUACACACACUACACAAACACACAUUACAUCCACUACACAAACACAUACUACAUCCACUACACAAACACACUCUGUAUUCCCUAUACACACACUACAUACACUACACAAACACACACACUGCAUACGCUGCACAUACUGCAUCUAAUACACACAAACACUACACCCAUUACACAAUGUAAAUCUGUUACCACUAUACACACUGCAUUCAUUAUACAAGUACUCUGCAUCCAUUACACACAUUCUAAUUCCACAUCCACUACACACACACCACAUUCAAGUUGUCUGAGGGCAUGUUGUCUGUCAGACUGCCUAUCUACACUACUAUCCCCACACUCUGCCCCCCAUACUGUCACCUUCCUACACACUGCAUUCCCACACUGUCACCUUCCUAGACACUGCCCCCCCAUACUGUCACCUUUCUACACAUUGCCCCUACAAUGUCACCUUCCUACACACUGCCCCGCUAUACUGUCACCCUCCUACACACAGCUCCCCUAUACUGUCACCUUCCUACACACUGUCCCCCCCUUACAGCCCACAGGUAAGAGGCAGAGAGGGGGGAUAAGCUCAAUUUAAUUUAAACGGCUCCUCCCCCAACACUUAUCCAACACUGCAUGCACUACACAGACACUACUACGGACACCGCAUCCACUAGACACACUGCAUCCACCACAAAAAACACUAGAUAUACUACACACACUGCAUUCACUACACAAACACAGACACUGCAUCCACUACACACACACACACAUACACACACUGCAUACAGUGUGUAUACACUACAUCAUCCAUGACAUGGAAGAAGGGGGAAGAAAAGACAUAAAAGGGAAGGGAACAGACACAUAGAUGGAAUGGGAUGGGGGGACAGAAAAGACAUGGAUUCUUCAAUCCAUGGGGUAGAUGUGAACUGAACAGACAGUGAUGCUACAUCUAAUGUGUGACACAUUACCUACCUGGCUGAGACUGCACUUUGCCGAGGGAUUAAGGGAGUGUGUGUGUGAAUACAUUGCAAAACACAAAUACACAUACAAGUCAAGCCAUAAGACUUGCUUUUUGCCACAGAAAUCUCACUUUAACAGUGCUCUCACUACUGCAAGGGAUUCUGAGUAGGAGUAUGGAAAUUAGCUCAACAAAGAACAACAAUUUUGCCUCAUAAUUCCACUUUAUACAUGGAAUCCUUGUUCUCUUUGUUGAGCUUAUUUGCAUAUGCCUACCUAGAAUCCCUUGCAGUAGUACUUACUUCAGGUGGAAAGGGUUUUCAUCCACACUUUUUUCCCCACCACAGCACUCACACACUCAUACUCUCACUCUCUCUCUCUUUUACUUACUUUAUAACCACCCCCCUACCUUUGUCCCUGGCCCCCCACGUGCCCCCCCCAACUAUGAAUCCUGGAGAUGCCACUGACUUUGAAGGUUAUUGGUUGCACACACAUUUAUUUAUGACUUCAUAUUAAUGAAGGUAAAUGUUUAUGGAACAAACAAAUUUUAAUUAUUUUUCAUUUUUUAAUUUUAAUUUAAGGUUGUAAAACUAGGAAAUGUGGAAAUGUCCAUGGGGGUUGAAUACUUAUGCAAGGAACUGUAAUGAGUAAUAUAUCAAAGCUUAGGAACAUAGAAUUAUUGAGUGGCAGGCCAAAAUAUAUUCACUUAUCUACUCCUUCCUAUACUUGUAUAAAAAAACAAAACUAUAGCUUUAUAUAACUACAUUUUUUUUAUUCAACACUAGGGCUAGAUUUCCAUGCAGGAGUUAUAAAUAUAAAAUAUGGUCCUUGCUUAAUCCCACAAACUAAAUCAUAUCAAACUAGUUCUAUCACUUGAGAUCUUCUUUACAAAAUCAAUUCAAAACCAUGUUCCGAAAAGAUUAUUAUUUACUUUUAAACAGGCCAUAUGAGGUUAGCUGUAAUUAGGAGUUGUGACUAUCUCUUACUCGCUUGCAGUUAUGCUGCUGUGAGCAUGUCAUACAAGCAUUUAAUCAGAUCAAUAAAUAAAGGAAAAAAGACAGCGCCAGACAACCUGUAAGGCAGCAACCCAACAAGGGAAUCCCCCCAAAACCCUAAAAUACAGGAUAAAAGCAAAAUAUAAAAGGAGGGCUGCGCCAGAAUAAACAGUGUCCAGUAUCAAUAGUUAUUGAAGAUUUUUAUGUAAUUUUAACACCAUGGGACUUGUCUCCCCACAAGUAACCCUAUCCUUUGGUUUUUUUUUGUUGUUUUUUUUUUUGUUUUUUUUUGUUUUUUUAGUUCUCUUUUUCUAGCUUCCGUUUUUAGAUCGCCUUAUGGGGAACUACAAUACCCAUAAGGCCGUGCGACUAUACUGCCGAAAACCGGAAGUGAUGAUUAUCACAUGACCAAUUGUGUUUUUAAUUUUAUAAUCCUUCUCAUCUUCGUUUUUAAUAAAAAACCACUGAAUAUGCCUCAUUAACCUAUUUACUAUCUGAGAAAAUUUAAUAACGCGUUUCGUCUAACAGACUUUAUCAAAUGGAAUAUAAUACAAAACCUGGCAGAUAGUGUUUAUAUCAAAUAAACUAUGUCUAUAUAAACACUAUCUGCCAGGUUUUGUAUUAUAUUCCAUUUGAUAAAGUCUGUUAGACGAAACGCGUUAUGGAAAUUUAAUUUUGUAUAAUAAAUAUUAAAGUUUUUGGUUAACUGAUAGUCCCAACUACUUUUAUUUAUACAUGUACCCUGGCUAUUUAUCGUUUUAGUUCAUUGUUAUAUUUUAUAUACACUCUAUUCCGAUUUUAAUACUAUCUCUACAAGUUCCUGACAACCAAAGAAAUCCAUAGGUGGGGAUUAUUCCACCAGCGCUGACAUCAAAGAGCAGUUGGUCUGCUCUGUACUUGUAAGUACGUUUUUUUUAUUCUCUUUUAUAAUAUACAGUUAUACAGAGAGCACUAUUUGGCUGUUUCUGUUUCCUUUGAGUUUUGGAUACCCUGACGAACCCAUCAUAAAUCCCAUAAGCGGGGAUUAUACCGCUGUGUGCGCUUUACCCUAGAGCUGGACAGAAGCUCUGGAAAUUGUGAGUUCGUUAUCAUUAAUCAAUUUUUACUUCAUUUGAACCGUACAUUCUGCACCAUCGUUUGUUCUCUCCUUUUAUCUUUUAUAUAUUACCUGAAGAUCGCGUUCCUGUACCUAAAGACGACAGAGAGGAUACCUUUUUAGGUCGGACUUUUUAUCUUCAAUAACUAUUGAUACUGGACACUGUUUAUUCUGGCGCAGCCCUCCUUUUAUAUUUUGAUUUAAUCAGAUCAGUUGAGGGAAUGCAGUGUCUGAACGUGUUGAUCGUGCGCAAACUCCCCUGUUCCUGAAGGAUAGCUGUAAAUGUUAAAUGUACCAUGUAAAUAGAAACACAACAUCUGAACCGACUGAUGCUAGGUGUACAUAUUCUUUUUCUGUAUGAUGGUGCAAGUUUUGCAACUUUGAUACAUGAUAUUAUCAUGACAGAGCCAUAUUAAAGAGGAUCUGUCAUCCACAAAAUGAGAAUUAGACCCCUGGGUGUAGGAAGUGGGGAGGCUGGUGGGGGGGAGGGAAGGAGGAAAAAAAAAACAAGCAUCUAGUGCGUUGGAACACGGGGUAAGAUGCCACCAGUUACAUAGGUGCCAACAGUCCCAAAUUUAUUAAGAAAAUCCAGCAUUUUUUGGGACAGUCCCAACAAAAUUCGGUCCUGGGGAGUGUCCCGCAUUUUGUAUUCUUCUAGCAGGUUUCUAAAUGCAGGAUGCUUCAUUGUAUCAUUUUGCAAAGAGAAAACUGCAUGGUUUUACAUAUGUUCACUAAGGGGCAUAUAUUAGUUAUGAGAGAGAGGCUGUCCCCAUCCAGAUCACAGAAUUAGUUCACAGAACUAUACGGCAGGUUGUAAUAAAAGUCAAUGAUGUGAGAGGAACCCUUUGAGGUACAGAAGAGGGAAACCUGUGGAACACAGACCACAUAUCAGACCUGUAAGGUGAUUAUAAGUUGACUAUAAGAUGUAGCCAAGGUGAUUGACACUGCGAGAUGCAGCCUCUUCCCUGAUGGCGGAGCUUCAAUUGCCAUUUAAAGUGCAAAUCACUAUGACCAUUCUUUGGCAAGUCUCCCCUAUACUCUCCAGCAGAUAUCGAACAGUAUCUAAAGGCUGGCAAAGCAUUAUGACAAUUACUGUUCUUCAACACAUGGUAAUCUAUCGUUUGCCCAGUCUGCUCUAUCCAAUCUCUAAUCUAGUAAACCAUCAGUGUUCUAUAUAUGUUUCUCUGGUCUGAACUAUGACUGUUGAUGGUCAAUGGUUUAGUCUAAAAUUUAGACUAAACCAUUGACCAUCAACAGUCAGAGUUCAGACCAAAGAAACAUAUAUAGACUCUAAAUCAUGUAAAUCAUUAGGUAUAAACAUGUUGGAGGGUGGUUCUAGAUUAUGCUGGGUAGUGAACAAAUUUUGUAUUAAAUCAUUUUUUUAUCAUUUGCUUUUCACCACCACAGGUAUGCCAGAAAUCUGGUGAAAUAUCCCUACUGAAGCAACAGCUUAAGGACUCCCAAUCAGAUGUCUCUCAAAAACUAAAUGAGAUAGUAGGACUGAGAACUCAACUUAAGGAAGCUAAGGCUUUCCUGAGGGAAAAGGAGGAACAGAUUGCUUCCAUCAAGGAUUCUUAUAGCUCAAAGAGUGUCAGCCUGGAGAUCUGCGAGAAUGAGAUGCAGAGGAAGCAAAGUGAAGCCCAACAAAUGAAGGAAAAGUUAAGUCAAUGUGAACAGGAAAUCGCUAGUUUGAAGGAAGCCCUCUCAAACUUUGGUCAAAACCCAUAUAACACAGAAAUGAACGAGAAGCUCACUCUUGCGUGUGAGAGUGAUGAGGCAAAGAUGAAACGUCAAAAUGAAGAUUGCGUAAUUUCCAUGAAAAGGGAUAUAGAAAGUCUUCAGGUGGAAUUGUCGUUAGAGAGACAGCAAAGGGAUCAUCAGGUGGUAGAGUUUGAAGAUGAGAGGCGUACUUGGCAAGAAGAAAAAGAGAAAGUGAUUAAGUAUCAGAAACAGCUACAACUCAACUAUGUGGAGAUGUAUCAGAAAAAUCAACAGCUGGAGCAAAAGAUCAAUGAAAUAACCAAUAAAGUCACUACACCACCAGCUGAAGAUAAAAAACCCUGGACACCUUCAAGGUUAGAGAGAAUAGAGUCCACAGAGAUCUAAUACAAAUGGACCUACUCUACACAGCUAGUUUCUCACUGUGCAUGUGCUACCUACUCCAGCUCAUGGUUAGCCAGAGAAGAAUCUUCAAAGGAAUCUCUUUGUACUGCAGGGUUCUGCAAUUGGCAGGCCCUUUGAGUACUCAGGAGAUGAAUGAGCUGAGGAACGAGUGCUUGCUGUAAUCCAACUGCAGUUGAAAAAUGGUAUACUGUUUGUUAUGCAGCUGAUAAUGCUCUCUGUCUGUUCUCCCUUCUCAAUGCACCUUUCUCUACCUACCAGGAGAACAGCACAUUGCAUAGGGCAGUGUACUGCCGGUGCCCUGUACUGGUAGUCUUUAUGGUGCCAAUGCACUACCGGUGCUCUAAACAUCCGGUAAUGGCAGUAACCUCUACUGCUGGUGCCUUGUAUUGCCAGUACUGCCAAUGUCCUGUACUGCUGAUGGCUGGUGCUGCCAGUGCCUGUACUGUCAGUACUUGCAGUGCCCUGUGAUCCUUCGCCCUGAAAUUGGGGUACAACCCUGUGCAUUUUAUGAAUACAUGUCACUGCUGGUACUGCCAUGUACGCUUAGCACUCUCAUUGCCCUUCCCUACUGGUACUGCCAGUCUCCUGUACUAACAGUACAUAUGGUGCCCUGUCCCGCUGGUACUGCCCUGUGCGAUUGGCAUUCUCAGUGUCCUGUACUACCGGUAUUGUCAGUACCCUGUGCAGCUCUUUCGGGAUACAGUUAUGUGACUGUUACUGUUUUAUUUUGUUUUGGGGGUGGUAGGGGUGAACUUAUGGAAAAAGGUCAAAGUGACUUGGAUCCUGGGUUAUUUUAGCCAUAUUGGCUAGCGGAGGGAAGCUCUGAUGUGAUAUGAAAUCUAGCACACUCUGAAGAAUUCUAAUCACUGUUUACUGUGAAUACAACUGAUGCAGUAGAACAUAUAGAAAUCUCUAUAUUCAUGUGAAAGCUCUCUACAUACAAGGUCAAGAUGACCUAUGUAUUGCUUGGUUAAUAAACACCUAUAUCUCAGUUUAUCUAGGAUCAAAAAAAAAAAUUCACUGAUGUCCCGCGGUUCAAUUUAUUCAAUUGUUAACCAAAAGGUGGUAAAAGGCAUUGUGGCUUUUUAGGAGAGGUCUUUACUCCCGUAGGAUCUGAGAUUCUAAAUGUUCUAGUUUUUAUAUCAUACCAUGAAAAUGGUUCACUAGUCUACGGAGGGACAAAAUUCCAUUAAAUAAAGUGUUUCAUUUAAAUUUGGGAGAAUUCUAAUGUAGACUUUUGACAACAGUUCUCAUUGUUUCAUGGGUUCUUGCAGGUUUCCAUGUGAAACUUAAACCCCUAUGUAGACCUUUAUAUGACUCAUCAACACAAAAUAGUAUUUCUAAGACUAUUAUUUGUGGGAGAGAUUAUAUCACCACAUGACUACUGUAGUGAGAGCUGGAGAGCUACAGUCCACAAGCUACUGUUGGUGGCUGGUCUGUAUAUUUUAAGGCCAUAUAUUUAAAGAGUUAUCCUGUCUUUUUAUGACCCUGGGAGCCACACAUAUAAAGGACAACCAUGGAUAAACGUUAUAAGUGUGGGAUAAUUAGUAGGAACAUUCCAUUGGUUUCCAUGGAGAUUCUCCCAGCGUUUUGAAAUCUUGCCCACAUUUGCUACUUGAGGCGUUUCAUGCUUGAACCUCCUUCAGUGAAUACCAAUGUAACUCCCAGUCUAUAAAAUGAAGUAUACGAGAUUGACUAGCCGAUGCCGCAUUGCAACAUGUCCUGGCAUCUGCAAUGCAUCUAUUUAAUCUGCGCAGUGAAAUGGCUCUGCUAUUGAAACUAGCCCACAGUGCACAGUGAAUAGAGGUGUGGUCGCUAGAUUUGACUUCACAAACCAUGCUGCAAUGAAUUGUGAGUGUGCUUGUUUACUAAACCAGCGUCAAAGAGAGUCCUUGAUGCUCUAAAAGCUAGCAAAAUAUAGAUAGGAAUAUUUUGUGUAAAUGUUAAUGUAUACUUUCUGGACAGUGCUGAACUGAGAGACACUCGACAAGAUGCAUGUGGCACAAGAUGUAUGGGAAGUGCUGUGUGAUAUGUGUUAUGGCUUAGGACUGUACUAUUUAUAUGCCAAACCUCAGCUGGUAUUAAACUAUAAUGGGAAGGAUGUCCAACUGCAAACACAAAAAUGGAAAUCCUUAAGUAAUCAUGGGUGAGAUGGGUUAUUCUUACUAAUCUUUUGUCAUGUCCUUAAAACUAUGGAACCCUAGGCAACUGUCUCUUUGAAAGGGAACUGCCUUCUGUGUCUUCUUGUUGUUAAAUUGACUUUGGUGUUAAAUAGUAUCCAGAUGGGUCUCAUGAUUACAGGACCACUAUAGGCACCAGACCACUUCAGCUCAAUGAAGUGGUCUGGGUGCCAGGUCCCCCAGGUUUUAACCCUGCAGCUUUAAACAUAGCCGUUUCAGAGAAACUUGCCCCGCAUGCGGAUUUGGCGCUGAUGUCGCCAAAGGGAGGAGAGUUCCCCAGCGCCGAGGGAGCCUGGCGAUGGAGAAAGGUAAGUGGCUGAAGGGGUUUUAACCCAUUCAGCCCAGCGGGAGGGGGACCCUGAGGGUGGGGGGGACCUAAUAACCCUAUAGUGCCAGGAAAACGAGUUUGUUUUCCUGGCACUAUAGUGGUCCUUUAA